Molecule: messenger RNA, 49753 nt
Organism: Podarcis lilfordi (Lilford's wall lizard)
Lineage: Eukaryota; Metazoa; Chordata; Lepidosauria; Squamata; Lacertidae
Source: the annotation of a GenBank genome assembly
GCAACAGUUGCCCCGGUGAGGGAACACGGAGGGCGCCAUAGCCACCGUAGUCGUGGCGACCAGGAAACCCGGCAACAACAACAACAACCGCCCACCCUCUCUUCCUCAGCGCGAUUCCCGCCAAAAUCGAGAAAGGGCACGACAGCCGCGACUCCGUCCCCGCCCUCCCCCUGAGGGGACGCGGCCUCGCGGGGCCGGGACGGUCCAGGUGGGUCCGAGUCCGUUUCCCCUCCUCCCCCCCCCCACCGCUGCAAAAUGGCGGGGCCUGCGCUCCCGCUUGACUCCCCGAGGCAGCCGAGGAGGGUGAAGCGAGUGAGCGGCGGCUUUUCUCCGGGCUUUGGCCCCCGCGGCGGCGGCCACUCCAAGCAGGGCUCGUCGGGAAAGGGCCCAGGCCCUGACAGGAGGGGCUUCGGCGCUCCGCAGUGAUUGGUGGGCGGGCGGACCAAUAGGCGCUGGCUGAGGCCCUGAGAUUAGCCAAUCGAGUUUACGCGGAGGCGGGCGUCGACUGCUCCCUCAUAGACACGGAGAGAAAAACAGUGACUCACGGACGCGUCAUGGCGUCGCAGUGACGUCAAGUGGAGUAGGUUUUUUUUUCCUGUUUGGUUAAAAAUGAAUGUGACGUCGCACAGCAGUAAUAAAUGAAUAAUAAUAAAAAAAUCACUGCCUCCCUUCGUGGUUAAAUAUCAAUGGGUAGUAGUAACGGCACAGAAUUCAGAGAGUACUCUACAGUGAUGUAAAGCAAAACAUUGGUGCCUUUAUGGUGUUUUGGGAGGAAUGAUGUCAUAGUGACUCCAUAAGUGAGAUUUUUAUGGGAAGAGUCCAUAGGUUAGUAGAUAAAGGGAUUCUGAAGGUUCAGGAUUCAAUCUCUAAUUUAAAAAGAACCUCAAGCUUCUGAAAUAUUGGCUGCCUGGGGCCUUAGAGAGCUGCAGUUAGGUGAUGGUUAGUACUGACCUAAAGAUGUACCAGUGGCCUCCCCAAUUAUGAGUCAGUUACUUAUAUUUGACACAUAUUAAAGGGCUGGAAGGCUAUAUCUCAGUACAGAGAAAGGACCUGCUUUCUAUGCAGAAGUUAUUACGUUCAGUCAAUGGCAUCUCCCAUUAAGGGAUCAUAGAUAGUCUGAGAAAGAUUUUGAGAACUGAAGUGAGUGUGGGUAGGCAUUAAUGGUCUUAUUUGUGCUUGUUCACAAUAAACAGACUUGUUGCUACUUCAAACGAGCACUUUUAAUAAAUUUCUACCUGGCUUGGUCAGUCCUGGUUGGGAGGGCAAGAGCAAGAGCACACCAUAACUUCCUGAUUCAGAUGCAAUUGGGAACUAAUUGAAGUGUUGUGUCAGAGGGGACAAGGAAGUGCAUCAGCAUAGGGUUUGUUCCCAUCCAGGUUUAUGGAAUGUUUGGAACUGAUAUAUUCUCAGCAUCCAGAGGCUACUUAAAAUAGUGAACCUUUUGGCUGCCUUGUGUUGUUUAUAUGAAAAAGCAGAGUAGAAAUUUAAAAAUAAUUAAUAAACAUGUAGUUGUCCUCCUUGGGCAUUUGACCUGUAUCCCCUGAAGAGCAACUAAUGGGCUGUUGAGGGUGGGAGGAGCUGAAGCUGCCAUAUCUACUUUUCCUGGUCCUUUCUUUUGGACUGGAUUAUAAUAUUGGACUUCAACAUGACUUAUGGUUCUUCCUGUUACAGGCCAGUUAGGCCUGUAGCCCAAUUGUUUACAUGCUAAAGGAUACAUUAUAUUUUCUAGAUGAUGUGACUUGGGUAUGUAUGAGAAUUUUUCCAUCCCCCCGUGUCCCAAAAUGUAUUAAUUAUAUGCCAUCAAAACACUCUUUUAUCUUGAGUUCAACUAACAGCCGAAAACCAGCAGCUGAAAUCACAUUGUUACUUGCUCAUAGCAGCUGCUGCAGGGACAGAAAUUACAGCGAGUCAGUUAUAUGACAGCCCAGGUUGUAGAUCCAACCAAACAUGGUUGCAACCCAGAAAAGAUGGAAUUUGUGCCGUGUGGGCAGGGCUGUCACGUGGAAGCUGCAGCCAGGACAGCCAUAGCACACAGCUUUAACUUUAGCUCCUAAUUGAUUGAUUCCUUCCUUCCAUUAAGUGGUGAAGGCAAAAUUUUGGAGGCCUAAGACAGUGUCCUGAUAUAUUAAAGAAUCUGAUAAAUGUAUUCUUCUGACUAUAUGGCAUGAUGUAUUGUUGCCCAGAUACCGGUGUGAUUUAAAAUACUAUUCAGUUAUUGUAUUGGGAAGGAGGUAAGUUUUAGUAUACAGCAACUGUAUUCUUUAGACCAAGAGUAGACUCUGGAAUACUUUCAGACAGCAUCCUGCCAACAAAACUGAGACAAUUCAGGAAAAUAUGGAUAAAGACUCAUUGUGCCUGGAAAAAUGUGCUUAUUUUGGCACUAGUUCAGGUAAGCUGGGAAUGGAUUUUAACUUUCUGUCUCCAUUUUCCAGUGAUGUACAUUUGCCUUGGCUCCUGGCCUAUAAUAUCUGUAUACGUUUCAAUGCAGGAAUUUAAAAUUCUCUGCGUGAGAAGGCAUAUGAUAAUGGUGAUAAUGAAAUGUUGUAUAGUAUCUCAAAAACAAGACAAGCUACUAAGAAUGCAAGGAGAACACAGUGACAGCCUUUUUCAUUCCUAACCUUUCUCUUGUCCCGAGGGAAUGUUACCAGCUUUUCAACUGUAUCUUUAACAACAGCCGGAGAUGUAGGCAUUAGGUGGUGAUAAUGCUUAUCUCUAUGCCUUGGGAAACUUAACCUGCAGAUAUGUGUACAACAAGCCGCUGUUGGCACAAGAGCAGUUCAUACUUUUUGAUCAGUUGGCAACCCUAUCAAUAGGGGUGCCCAUUCUGCCUUGGAAGGUCACUAGUUCCACAGCUGAGGAGUUCUAGUUUGUGCUCUAAGAGAGCCUUCCCUAAAAUCAAAAUUUUUCUGUUUCACAUUCAGCCCAAUUUUAAGCACUUCUACUUGACAGUAAACCUACUUGCUUUUAGUGAUAUUUGCUUCCAAAUAAGUCAGUGAUGUGAUGCAGAAAUUUUUCUAGUGCUUUAUUUUCUCUUUGAUGAGUUCAUUAAUAACAAUAAAUGGAUGUCAGUUGCAAAUAAAUAUUUGGCAAGCUUUUCCAUUUCAAAGUUGUAAGCUAUUUUGCUUGGAUUUAGUCAACAAAAACACUCUCUGAGGCAACAGAAAAUUCCUAGUGUGGUGUGUUUUGCAAAUUUGGUGAGCAUCCCCUCUAUGCCUUCAUCCAAGUUAUUUAUAAAGAUACUGAACAACAACAGGCCCAGGACAGCAUCCUGCAGCACCCCACUUGUCACUUUUCCCCUGGAAUGACGAGAAACCAUUGGUGAACACUCUUUGGGUUCAGUCAGUCAACCAGCUAAAAAUCCACAUAGAACCUAGGGCAGGCAUAGGCAAAUUCGGCCCUCCAGAUGUUUUGGGACUACAGUUCCCAUCAUCCCAGACCACUGUCCUGUUAGCUAGGGAUCAUGGGAGUUGGAGGCAAAAAAACAGCUGGAGGGCUGAGUUUGCCUAUGCCUGACCUAGGCCCUGGAAAUAAUCCUCUGUCAGCAGCAGUGCCAAAUGUAUUGGUUGCCUGUGGUCUUGCACAGCUCCUGUUCAUUCAGUUGGAGUUUGUGUGAUUUCUCUCCCCCCCCCCCCAGUGGAUUAUGCCAAAAACAUUUCCGAAAAGCUCUCUGUCUAGAAUAAUGUCAUUCCUUGCUUUGGACGGAGACCCUUUUGAGCCCUUUUGAACAUGUGUGUCAUAUACAGCAAGACUAAACCUUUCAGUUUAAUUUCAAGUUUGAGGACAUUAAUGGCACUUUUUAGCAUUACUAGAAAAAGUAGUCUUGCGUCAUCUCCACGGUUCAUGUUGUAUGUGGGUUUCUUCAGACAAUUUCCAUGAGGCGGUGGAAGCCCCUGAGGCAGUGCCCUUGUGGGCGCCCUAUCUACCCUGCUGCUGCUUGAGAAGCAGUAUUUUCAGUGAGAUCUUGCGGAGCACACAAGCUCUCAUGAGAAUUCUGUGAAAUUGACACCAGUGCAAGUGGUGGGGUGGGUGGUGGGGGACAGCAGCAGGGCAGGGGGGCAUUUCCUGUUUCACCUCCAGCAGCGAAAUGGGAUGCAAUGUCCCUGGUUUCUUCUUAAACCCUAAAGAAAUGGGGAUGUUGUCUGCAUUCAGACAUCUGUGUUCCUUCUCAGAGAUGGCUGCAUUUCAAGAGGUAAAUCCAACAAGUGACAUAGAUAUGGUUACUCUGCUGCCAAGUCAUGUUUGACAGUCAGUGCAGGAUUGCUUCCCCUCUCUUUCUGUAUAAUGAUACCAUCAGCUGCAGGCCAGAGAGUACUUCCUGUUCCCCCUCCUGUUUGUGGAGUUCUGUGGAUAGGAAUAGUUGCUUGUUUUAUGAAAAGGAGAACAUGGUUGAUGUGAGAAGCAAGAGUCAGCAGAGCCUCUGAAGCUAGCAACUUGCCGAGAGUUUGCGCUUCAAAUAUAAUGGACCAUAUCUGCCAGUGGGAGACUUGAGUACACAAUUCUGAUUGGGAUCAGGCCCAGUUGUUCUUCGCUGUGACUCUCUGAAUCUAAAAACAGCCGGGUCGUUUCCAAGUUUGGCUUGUUCCAAAAGGAGUGACCAAGUGUAUUGGAACCUUUGGAAUGUAGCUUAAGCAGAGAACUGCGCUGUGGAUGACAUGAUCCUGUCUCUCUUGACUCCAUUGGCAUGAAGGUAACGUCUAGCUACCAGCACAUUUCCAAAGGGGAGAAAAGUCGGAUACUUGUUUGGAACUAGGACUGAAAAAACUUGGUCAGAUUCCCAGCAGCCUCCAUCAUGGUUUUAGGCAUCAGCCCUGUACAGGGCUGAACAAAAUAUACUUAGAAUUGAAUGAGUAUUGACAUUUUACUCGCACUACUUUCAUAGCAUACCGGAAGAAAGAGUUUGGAUUUAAGUAUAGAACUAUGAAAAACAUAGUGGUAUUAGAGAGCUGCUGUCGCUCAGAGUAGAUAGUCCUGGGCUACAGGGGACUAGUGGUCUGACUCAAAAUAAGUCAGCUUCAGAUGUACAUAGCCAACAGGUUGCCAAACUCUGUAACUCAAAAUAAUAUUAAGAUUGUUUUGCACAUUUAAUUGAGGAUAGAAAAAUUGAGGAAGGCAGCUUUAUCCCAGACCUUACAGUUUUUACCAGUAGAUUCUUGGAAACUUGACAGCUCAGAGGCAAGACUUGAAGCCAUAAAUAACCAGUAGCAGACAGAGAGGCGAAGUGAUUUCUCACUUCACCUGACUUCUGGUUGCCUGUGUGGCUGCUGUGAUGAGGUAAGUGUGGUGAAAUCCUAUGCUCCUGCUGGUGGGUUUGCACUACACUGACCUCACUGCCAUCUUGCCUUUCCCUUCUCUGCCCCAGUAUCCAGCAUCAAUGUGAGUGACGAGGUCUGAUGAGUACUGCUGCCUCACCCUGCUUUCUGCUGCUGGAAAUACCAGUGCUAAUAAGACAGCCACUUUGCCCAUACAGUUAAGUACACAGCAGUUUCUUUCCCCCAUAUUAUAACUAGCUGGAUGGGAGUGAGGAAAAUUGAGUUUCAUUAUUUUACAAAAGCUUCCUUACCUGGUUAUCUAGGAAUAAUCAUUGCAGGGGCCCACACAGGUGGCUGCUUACAAGUCUGAGUCAUAUUUCUCAUACCGUGUUCCAACUAGAGUCCAUUGAAGAACACAUUUUAAACUGGGCUCCCAAUCCUUGUGUAAAAAUAGGCAAAAUUCUCAUUUUGUGACAUACAUGCUACACUUUCAAUUCCAGAGGAGGCCAGAUCACCCACUAAAAAGAAAUGAUCCCUUCCAGUGGCAGCUGCCCUAACCUGGAUCUCAUUGCAGCACCAAGUCCACUGCAUCUCCAGGAGCAAUGCUGAAUCAGUCAAGCUGGACAUUUCAAGAGAACAGUAUUUUCAGUCUUGGUGUUUGAACUGCUAAGUGUCUUCUCCCUUCUGCCAAGUGCAGAUGGAGCAGCUCUGUGUCACUAUGGUUGUAAGGAAAAGUCUGUACCAUGGAAGAAAAUAAAUAGGCCACAGGAAGAAUGGUCUCCUGCUGGCAGUGAUUACUAUAAGAUAGGGUUGCCAUAUUUCAAGCAGUGAAAAUCUUUUUGUUUUGGGAAUUUGAAGUUUUUGGCUAUUUUUAAGGAAAUUCAGCAAAAUCUAGACUUCCGACAUGGGUUGCCAUACGUCUGGAUUUUCCAGGACAUUUCAGCAUUUUCCACCCAGAUAUUCCUUCCGACUGUUGUAUUCCGGCUAUGUCCAGGAAAUUCUGGAUGUAUGGCAAUAAGAAGGAAAAUGUAUACUGUUGAAGAGAUUCACUACAGGAGUAACUGCAGGAGCACUUGUUUUUCCUUGGCUCUCUAUGUAAAGCUAUGUCACAAAUAGUGAGAGUUGGCCUGCAGUCAUCCAGGACUAGCAAUUUCUUGAGGCAUCAGCCUCAAUUUCUAUAGUACAGGAUGCCAAUUUCUGGGUUUUUUAAGUCAACUGGCCUCUGGCAUUGACCUUGAGGAGUAGUGCACCAUUCAGAUGGAACUGUCUUCUUUCUUACAUUCCACAAAGGCUGCAGUUUUUUGUUUGCCCCCCCCCCCCCAGGCACAGAUAGAUACUAGAAAGCUAGUACAGUCAUACCUUGGAAGCUGAAUGGAAUCUGUUCUGGAAGUCUGUUCGACUUCCAAGGCGCAGCUUCCGAUUGGCUGCAGAAGCUUCCUGCAGCCAAUCAGAAGAUGUGGAAGCCCCGCCGGAUGUUCAGGUUCCAAAGAACGUUCGCAAACUGGAACACUCACUUCUGGGUUUGCGGCAUUUGGGAGCCAAAACGUUCUACUGCUAAGGCAUUUGUCAACCAAGGUACGACUGUAUACUUUUGCACCAACUACACUAAUGGAUCCAUUGAAAAACAGUACACUUUUUCUUGUGCUCGUCAAGAUACCCUUAAGAUGCAAAGUAAUAACCAUAAUUCACACACUUCAGAGAACAUUUUCUGCAUAGACCGGCUCUCUAAUACAUUAUUCUGCACAUGUUGUUCUUAUUCACACACUACCUUGUUAGCUGUGUACCUUAAAAAGUGUGACGUGUUCCUGACACUGGCCAGGACUGGUUAGUCAUCCUGUUGUCAACUGAACCAGUGCCUGGAUGCAACCAGGAUGUUGAACCAGUUCUUGAAUGCACUCAUAUUGAGGGGAUAAGAAUUACUAGACUGAAGCUGAAUCCUGCUAGGACAGAGACACUGUGGGUAAGUGGUUUUCAUGUCCGAGAACUGGGAAGCCUGCCUGUUCCAGAAAGGGUUGUGCUCCCUCUGAAAGAACAGGUAAUCAGUUUAGGCCUGCUUUUGAAACCAUCUUUGCCCAUAGAGACUCAGGUGGCCUCUGUGUUGAAGAGCACCUAUCAUCUGCUUCAGUUGAUGUGUCAACUGCAUCCUUUCCAGGACAGGGAUAACUUGGCCACUGUGACACAUACGUUUGCAACCUCAUGUCAGGAGUAUUGUAAUACACUCUGUGUGGGGCUUCGCUUGCAGCUGAUCCAGAAUAGUGCAGCCUGGGGGUUGCUCUUUAUUCAGCAUGCCGGUGCUGAGGAAUCUGCCCUGGCUGCCUAUUAGCCACAGAGCCAGUUUAUUACUUACAUACAAAGCCCUAAAUAACUCUGGACCAGGUUACAAAAAAACCUGCCUUCCUGUUCAUCACCCAGUAAGGGCACUAUGAUCAGCCAGUGGAAUACAGUUUUGCCAUGGCCUGAUGAUUUUGACUUAUGUUAACAUAGGGGUAGACUUUUUCCACUAGUGGCACAAGUGUUUUGGAAUGCUUCCUUGCUGAAAUACCAGAGUCCCCCUCAGUGUGGGCAUUCUUCCAGCUCCUGAGGGGGAAAAAACUGUUUAGGCAAGCAUUUCCCUAAGCAGAAAUUGUGAUUUUAUUGUUUUAACUGUUCUGUUUUUCAAUUGUUCAUUUAAUUGUAUAUUUUAAUUAAAUAUAAUUUUAUUGCUAUUUUAAUUAUGGGUUGAUUUUAUAGUUGUAAACCACUUAGAAGAUAUUUUGGCAUAUAAGCAAUACAGUGGUACCGCAGGUUAAGUACUUAAUUCACUCCGGAGGUCCGUUCUUAACCUGAAACUGUUCUUAACCUGAAGCACCACUUUAGCUAAUGGGGCCUCCUGCUGCCGCCGGAGCACAGUUUCUGUUCUCAUCCUGAAGCAAAGUUCUUAACCCAAGGUAAUAUUUCUGGGUUAGCAGAGCCUGUAACCUGAAGCGCAUGUAACCUGAAGCGUAUGUAACCUGAGGUACUACUGUAUAUAAAUUAAUAAACGAGAAUAACAAAUAAUAAUGUAAACCAAAGGUGUGUCUUAAAAUACCCACUUGCAUUCCCCUAAAGCUUCAGAUUAAAAGUGAAGAUUGGCAGUGGUGGGCAGCUAUUUGCCCGAGAAACUGUUUUUUAUUGAUUUAUUGUACCAUAGAAUUCCUGAGUUUCCUGGAGGAGUUUGAAAACCACUGUGGUGUGAUAUAAAACAUAAAGGGCAUCUGAUUUCAGCCCUAAGCAAAGCAAUAAGAAUGGUCUGAGUGUUUUUUUGACUGUAAUAAGAACAGAUAUGACUAAAAAUAAAAAUAGCACAGCUUAUUUGGUGUAGUUUGUUGUCAGUAAGGGGACUUAGCCCAGAUGUACCUCCCUUUUUGGGUUGUUCAGUACUAAUUCAGAGGAAUGCUUUUCCAUAAAUUAAGCCUAUUUCUUUUCUAUGUUUAAUUUUCUUUGCAUGUUUAAUUUUCAUCAUACCCAGUUAGUAGAUCAUUGUAGUGCCUGGUGCACUUGAAUUGCCCAUUGUUCUUCUUGAUAAGAUGCUUCUCUGCUCAUUACCAAGUGUUGGGCUAUUGCCAUUUGUUUCUUGGGUCCUGUUAUUAGGGUUACACUGCCUCUGAAGGAGCAGGUACACAAUUUGUGGGUACUUCUCAAUCCAUUGCUGUGACUUGAGGCUCAGGUGGCCUCAAUGGCUCAGAGUGCCUUCCAUCAGCUUUGGCUGGUGCCCCAGCUACGCCCCUGUUUAGACAGGGAUAGGCAAACUUCUGUUGUCUGUGCUCUGGUAACCUCUAGGUUAGAUUACUGUAACGUGUUAUACAUUGGGCUGACUCUGAAGACACUUUGGAAACUUCAGCUGGUGCAGAAUUCAGCAGCUGGGGCGAGACGAUUUGAGUAUACAGUGGUACCUCGGGUUACAUACGCUUUAGGUUACAUACGCUUCAGGUUACAUACUCCGCUAACCCAGAAAUAGUGCUUCAGGUAAAGAACUUUGCUUCAGGAUGAGAACAGAAAUUGUGCUCCAGCGGUGCGGCAGCAGCAGGAGGCCCCAUUAGCUAAAGUGGUGCUUCAGGUUAAGAACAGUUUCAGGUUAAGUACGGACCUCCGGUACUUAAACCGAGGUACCACUGUAUAACACCAAUCCUGGCCAGACUGCACUGGCUACCAAUUAGUUUCUGGUCCUAAUUAAAAGUGCUAGUUUUGACCUAUAAAGCCUUAAGUAGCUCAGGGCUGCAAUACUUAAAGGACCACCUUUCCUCACAUGAACCGACCCAGACCCUGUAACUAUCAGCCUUUUCUGCAGUGGUUCCCCAUUUGUGGAAUAUUCUCCCAGGGAGGUUUGGCUGGUGCAUUCACCUUUAGACUCCAGGCGAAAACAUUCCUCUUCAACCAGGCCUUUGACUAAUUAAACAAUCUAUGACCUUUUAAACUGGAGGUGAAUGGGUGGGUAUUGUUUCUGUUUGUUACUAUGCUAUGUAAUUUUGUGUUUUUAUAUUUUAAUAAUCCUGGAGAUUGUACAGCUUGUGAUUCAGUCCUCAGUUUCUCGUAUCUGACAUGGGCUAAAUAAGUUUGCUACUGGUAGAAUACUGAAUUUCGGAAAGUUGUGAAUGUGAAAUACGACUUGUACGGCCAUUCAGAAUACACUUGAGUAAAUGCAAAGUGGUGUUCUCUGGUCUCCCAGAUUUCUAGGCAGAUCUUCUGCAGCAUACCUGUUGCCACUCUUUGCUGUAAUUGGCUGCAUUUAGGUAUUAAGCAUGGUGUGUUAUUAAGUUAGUGUUCAGUGAAUAGAACUGUACGGAGCUUUUUCUGUCUAUGGAAUGCUUUAUAAUUGAUUAAUUUUUCCUUCUUUUUUGUUUUUAUUUGUUUUUCCUCUUUUUUUUCUUCACCGAAAGGAAGCAAAAAAAAAGCCUUAUUUAUUAUCAUUUUCCCCACUGUUGGCAUGGCAACACAGGCGUACGUUACAGAAUUACAGGCAGCGCAACAACAGUCACAACAGCAGCAACAGUCACAGCAACAGCCAGCAGCAACAGUGGCCACAGCAGCACCUGUGGUGGUGGCAGCAGCUCAGCAACAAUAUGUGGCAGAAUUGCAAAGUGCGCAGCAGCAACAGCCUGCUUCGAAACAGUAUGUCUCGGAAAUCCCACCUCCCCAGACACAGGCUCCACCUACUGGGCAACAAACACCAACGCCAGCCCCACAGCAGUACAUAGUAGUAACUGUUUCUGGUAAGUAUGUGUGCGGCAAGGGGGAAAGGGUGUAUCCUGGUACCUGAACGGGUGAAGCAUUUUACAGCCUGCAAAGGAGGCAAGUAGUCUGUAGAAAAAUCCAGGGUCCUCCACUGACUCUGUCAUCACAAAACAGUCACCUGUGGCAGAGGAGAGAGUUCCGUCAGCAGCUAUUUCUUGAACCCAAUCAAGGCAUAAGCUUGUUGGUCUUCUCUUGAAAACUCAAGAAUGGAGAUCCCACCACAUUCCUAGACAACUUGUUUGAUUGAUCAGCUACUUCUAAUGUGUGUGUGUGUGUGUGUGUGUGUGUGUGUGUGUGUGUAAUUCCAACUCUACAAUUCUAUGAAAUUGUCCUCAAAUAGCUACCUUAAAUUUGCCUUUGAAUGAUUUGCAUCCCAUUGCUUCCUAUCCUGUCCUCAGUGGGUACUUGGGGGUGGGGGGGAGAGAAACACAGAUGGUUGUCUUUUGGUAGUUUUUUGGCAAAACCAGGUCUGUCUAGUCCUGAGAGAUAUGUGCAAAUAGCAUUAACUUACUUGUUUUGGAACUUAUUCAUUAUAGGCUCGGUAUAGGCCCUUCUUUCUGUGUGAGACCCCCCAUUUAGAGUGCACAAUUUUAACUGUAUUUAAAUAUAUCUCCCAGAUCAUCUUGAAAGCUUAGAGCAAUAGAGCAAGUGUGUGUGUGUGUGUGUGUGUGUGUGUGCAUGCAUCCAUGUGUUUGUAAAAUAGUUCCAACUGAUUACUAGCUUAAACCUGACUCAAAAGUCAGGUUUAGUAAAAAAAAAGUUAUUUCUUUGUGCUCAUAAAAAGGAUUGUCAGGCUCAAUGUUUGAUGGGUCUUAAAAGGAAGGUUAUUUUCUAGAGGUUUUUUGGCAACCAUUAUGAGCAGCUCUUUCCACCUGUCAACCUUUGCUUUUCAAACAUUGAAUGAAUUUUUUUCCAUAAUAGUUCAUAGGUUCAGGACAUCUUUUCUCAAGUGGUCCUUCUCAGGCUGUGGCUAUGCAGUAUUAUUUGCACCCUUCGUAACACCUAAUUUGAACUGGCUUGUCAUCUGAACACUGUGCAUGCCAGCUUUCCUAGGCUUAUUAUCUGCACCAAGCCAGGGGUUCUCAAACUGACUAUUAGAGCCAGUAUGGCGUAAUGGUUAGAGUGUUGGACUAUGACCUGGGAGACCAGGGUUUGAAUCCCCCCUCAGCCAUGAAGUUCAUUAAGCAUCCUUGGGCCAGUCACCAUCUUUUAACCUAACCUACCUCACAGGGUUGUUGUGAGGAUGAACUGGGAGGGGGGGGGAAACCAUGUACACUACCUCAAGCUCCUUGGAAGAAAUGGUGGCAUGUAAUAGUGGUACCUGUGGGGGUCCUGUCACUCAGCACAAUAGUUCUGCAUCCUUAUCUUCAACUAUCUGCAACAUAGCAUGCAUCAACAAAUUGACAAAACACCUUAACUGGCACUUUUAAAUGUAUUUGUUGGUGUGAAUGAGAAUUUGAAGAGCAAGGAGCUUCUAGGGCACCUUGGUUGCAGCUCGUCUCGCUUUAGCAAGAUUUUGGAAAGACCUAAUGGGCAAUGAGUUCAAACUGGCAUGGCAGAGUCCGGCAUACUUCUCUUUCAGAAAAACUUACCUCUAAGCUUCGAUUUCCACGUGGGCAUACAAAAUUGGACAAUUUUGUAGUAACAUGGUAUAACUUUAAAACCUAUGUCAGCAACAAGAUAAUUGGAUAUCGGACCCCCAUCGCAAUAUGCUAAAAUUUGGAAUGCUUAAAGUUGCAUCAGGAUUUCAGCCCCUGCUUACCUGACUUUCUGAUUAUAUGGUUUUUCCUGUCUUUUUAGUUGUCAUUUAUAAGCUGCCAGCACUCUUUUCUUUUCUCAGUUGUCAUAGAAAAGCACAGCUGUCAGUCCACAAAAGGUCAUGAUGUUGGCAAUGUUUUAAAAUUUAGGUCCUUUUAAAAUUCUGUAAAUUCCAUAAAUAAAGCAUAAAAGAUGCCCUACUCCACCCACAAAAGUUCUGCAGGUCAGCCUACUGCUUUUCAAGACAGAAUAAUAGGUAUUUUAAAAAAUAUAUCCAGUAAAGGAACCAGAACAGAGAUAUGCUGGCUGCACAGGUCUAAUAACAGAAAAAGCAGCCAUUUCCUAAUCUUGGCUCUGGUGCAGAUCCAUAAAGGAGGGUCAGUAGCCUCACUUCAGGGGAAAAAAACCCCCCUGUAGGUUAAUAAAUUAGAAUGUAUAUACAGAGUUGCAGUUGAUAAAAGAGUUUUGCAGAAUUCUUUCUGGCUCCAGCAUCAACAAUGAAGAUUUGCAUUUAGAACUUAAGUGUGGCAAUGAGAAUAGAACCCAGCUUAGUCUUCCGCAGCAGGUCUUUGCUGUCACUAAUCAGUUUUUUAUGAUUGUCAGUGAAAUUAUCUACAUAUUUUUUUAGUUAUUCUGGUCUAUAGUCUGCAUCCAGUCUACUGGGAGACAUGACAUGAACUCUGCAUCAGAGCUCUGCGCAGGCCUACUGAUCAGUGGUGAGAUUCUAGCCAAUUUAAAUGGGAGAGGUUCAAGCACAUACUGAACGCUUCCACUUUUAUGUUAAUGAUACUUGAAAACGUUUAACUAUCACUGGAUUGUGCCACAAAUAGGCAUUUAGAGCUGAGCUCAUUGAUUGCUACAGCAUAUUGCAUUGGACUUUCCACACUCUGUUUCUUGCCAUGGGCACUCAGGGAGAUCCGACUAAGCGGGAAAAUCUCUGUAGCCAUUUUCACUGAAUGUUUUGACCUGCUUGGUGGAAGAAACACAUGACUAAUAUUGCCUUCCAUGGCACUUAACUUGUACAACUCUAGACAAAGGUGAUCAGUACAAGCCAUACAUUAUGUGAUCUGCUCCACUUCAAGGGUGUUCAUGUCCUUGUACAAAAGUGUGUGUGUGUGUGUGUGUUUGGCAGAGCUGGCCCAAGAUAUUCUGGUUGCUGAGGCAUAAAAUGCACUGCCAUCUGCUAAUUAACAUGGGAUACAAUCCUCUAGGAAGUUCUUCUGUGCAUGCUUCAUUAAAAUGCAUAGAGGUUGCACAGACAUUGUGCUUGAUGGGUCAUGUCUGUCAUGUCUUCAAUUGUGCUAUCUUACUGGCUCGUAGGAUCAGUUGUGUUGCCUUGCUUCCUGGUGGAGCCUUCUCCAUAUCUUAAGAAGGCAAGGCAAACAGCCAGAUAGAAUUCCUGCUGUCUUUCGUAGUGUAAUGCAGCACUUCAGCUGGCCUGAAAUACGAUCCAAAGAAACCUGGACUGCUUCUGAUUCUAAUCAGGUAGCUCCUAAGCUGCAGAGUGAAGUUGUUUGAUUUGCCUUGUGGUUGAGUUUUUUCCAGAGAGUGUAGAUUUCCAUAUGUAUGGAAAGCAACUGAAAAAACUGGCAGAAUUCAACUUCACACUAUUGAGUCCUGUUGAAAUAUUGAAUGUCUGUUGGAUUUGGUGUUUUCUCCCAGUUCUAGUCUUUCCUUUCAGUCAGUAGAGCUGGAAACUCUGCUGGAUUUUUUAAGCGAAGGUUCAUGUGAUCCUUUAAAAAAUAGUAUAUUCUCACCAGGAUCCAGACUUGGAACCUGUUUUCAGUAUCAGGGUCUAAUCUUAGAAGAAGUGAAGGAGUAUUGAAGGAAAGUGCCUCUAAGCAUGAACAGAGUAUAGAUGAGGGAAGCAGGUAUUUUUGUGAGUUCAGAAAAUGUUUGAUAUUGGUUGCAUUUUGCCUGUUUCACAUUUCUACAUUUUUCUCCCUGCUGCUAUCCCUUCUGUUUCUACUUAAGUGGACAGCUCUUUUCAUACACUGUGUCAAAACUGGACAAGAAGGCCAGGAGGUAAAUGGACAAGAGAGGCUCUGCACAUAGACAGUCACAGAGAGAGUCAUUCCUAGUCAGUUCAGGCAAAACUGGGCUAAGCAGAACAAUGGCCUAUUGCAGUUUAAAGCAGCUUCAUAUGUUUCAGCAGUGGAGUGGAAUAAUAUUUGACCUUGCCUCAUGGGGAAGGGCCAAAGCUCAUUGGUAGAAUACAUGCUUUUCAGAGGGAAGCCCACAGGUUCAAUCCCUGGCAGCUCCAGUUAAAAUAAUAAAGUAGCAGGUGAUGAGGGAAGUCCACUACUUGAAAUCCUGGAGAUUCAUGAAGUCAUGACAGUACUGGAUUUCACCUGGUACAAGACAGCUUCUUCCUUUCCUCUUAUUUGAGAAACUGAGUCUCGAACAGAUCUCUGGGUUUUUAAAAUCUUUCUUUUCAGGCACCACUAUUAAUCGUCUUCUUUCUUGCUUUGUAUCCCAUAAGUGACCACUGGGCAAAUUAUAUGCUUGUGCUAGUUUAGAAAACAGAAAACACAACCUCUCUCAAUUUAUAUUUACUUGUUGGCCAGUUAAAGGUAAAGGUAAAGGUACCCCUGCCCGUACGGGCCAGUCUUGACAGACUCCAGGGUUGUGCGCUCAUCUCACUCUAUAGGCCGGGAGCCAGCGCUGUCCGCAGACACUUCCAGGUCACAUGGCCAGCGUGACAAGCUGCAUCUGGCGAGCCAGCGCAGCACACGGAACGCCAUUUACCUUCCCGCUGGUAAGCGGUCCCUAUUUAUCUACUUGCACCCGGGGGUGCUUUCGAACUGCUAGGUUGGCAGGCGCUGGGACCGAACGACGGGAGCGCACCAUGCGAUCGGCAAGUCCUAGGUGCUGAGGUUUUACCCACAGCGCCACCCGCGUCCCUUGUUGGCCAGUUACAUUGUCUGAAUUUAUCAGCUUUUAAAAAUCAAUCCAUUAAUAUUAAAGUCGCAUUUUUUAUAAGUUGUCAGAAUUAUUAUUCUUAUUAUUCUUUUACUCUGCUGCUGUUAUAACAUGUGCUUUGGACAAAAUCAGAGAUAACAAAAGAGUAAGGUGAUAUCUUCUGCUGAUGUAGGGAUAUGCAGGGUUUCGAGUUACACUGACCUGUUCAUUCAGCAAAUGGAAGAAAGCCACUAAUUUUCAGCUACACUGAAAAACAUUGCCAUUAUUGCCACAAACAUUGCCAUUAUUGUUUUUCAGGUUUUUCAAAUCCUAGUUAAAUUAUGUCCUUCAACUGAGUUGCCAAAGUGUGUACCUCAUUAAAUGAUGGCUAGUGGUGGUAUUCCAAAAUCCAUAUCAGGGCAAUACCCUUAUUUGGCUGAUAAAAUAUAUCCCCAAAUAGUGUGCAAGCUUUUGAGUUCUCCAGCUCUACAUUGGGCUAGAUGCUAAACAAAAUCAUGGAAAGUGAAGAACAAACAAACAAACAAAAGUCUUAUGUUGAAGCUAUGGAGUCCACCUGGUCACAGUAUUAAGACGAUGUUUCAACUAAGGAUGGAUACAGACCAGAGCGGCAGUACACAUUAGCCUAGAAAGAAAAAUGGAAAAUUAAAGCAGGCAACAAGCUUCCAGAAAAUAUAGUGAAAAGAACACAGAGAUGCUUGAUAAUCUCUUUCUCUUUUAACAAAAUGACAAUGUCAGCAAACCAUGGUUGUCAGCAAACCACGAUUGCCUUAGGCAAGAAAGUCUCUCACCUGUCCAUUCUGCAAUAUGGGAAUAAGGAUACCGGCCAUGCAAAGUUACCAGGAUCAGUGCUAAUUCCAGUGGGCUUUGUUCCUUUAGGUUUAUUUUUCCAAAAGGAGUUAAGGCUGUACAUAUGUGUUUGUGUGCAUGCAGACACACGCUUGUGCAGAUACAUGCCCUGUUCCUCUGCUGAGCUCCCAGGGGAUCAUAAACCCUGUUAUAAUUGGAAGUAUACUCCUUUAAUACUCUGGUAAAAAUAGUUCUAGUACCAAAAUGUCCUGAAAUUAGCAAGGGGAAAAGAAAGAUUGAAUGAAAGUUUGCUUAUCUUUGGGCCUUGAGGUAAGAGCAGUAGUGAGAGGAGGGGCAGCUGUGGAAAGGUUCUGCCUUCCAGGGAUCAAAGCCUGUCCAUUUUUCCUUGAUUAGCAUGUCAGAGGUGGCAAAUCUAGAAAUUGUGUCACUGGGGCAUUGAACAGAAUGCUUGUUCAUUCCAGGCAAAGGGCCUAUUCAAAAAUGCUCCCAUCUGGCAGUGGUUCAGGUCUUGUACAGUGUAAAGCCCAAUCACUGCAAGCUAAAUUCUGCUUAUCCCAGGUCCAACCCUUUUAACUUUUAUUUUUGUCAGGCUCUUUUUCAGUCCCCCUUUUUCUGGUCCUUCUUCUUCCUAUUUGCUUUGAUCUUAUAUGCUCCCAUUCCCCAGAAAAGAGCAACUACUUUCAGAUAACUUGUCUGCAUUUUCUUUAGUUGUCUUUUCAAGGAAGGCUCAUUAUGACUGUUGACCCUCUAGCCUAGAACAUCAGGCCCUCUGUUGUCAGCCACAGCAGAAUAUCCUGAUUAAAGUAGGAUUUUCAGAGUUCCAGAACCAAAGGUAGCUCUGUGAAUGUUGGGAGGUACAAGCGGAUACCCUCCAAUAUUUCUCUUAUGAAAAUAGGGACAUCCCAUUCCAUAUUGAUAAUUUUACUAUUUAGACCCCCCACAUCUUACUGGGUUGUCCCAGCUGCUCUGGGCAGCUUCCAACGUGUAUAAAAGCAUAAUAAAACAUUAAACAUUAAAAAAACUUACUUAAAUAGGGUUACCUUCAGAUGGUUCUGUAGUCAGAUAAUUCUGUUCCCUCCAGUGUUUCUCCAAUCAAAAUAGGGACAUCCUACCAUACUUUCCAACAUUUCUGAAAUGAAAAUAGGGACAUCCUAAGGAAAGGUGGGACAUUCCAGGAUCAAAUCAGUCUGCAAGCGCCUUGUCAUUAACUGAAUAGAUCUCUUCCAGCUAUUUUGUAGAUGGAACACUCUCUCAUCCUUGAGAUGUCUGCCAUAUGGUUUUGCACUCCUCAGUUCAGACAUGUGCAUAGUCAUAUUGGUCAUGUAGUUGCUGAUCAUUCUUCAUGUUAAAAGAGCUGAAGCUUUUAAACAGAACAGUUUUGAAACCCUACUUAUGAUGCUAGUUUUUCUAAGGACAUAAAAGCACAGGCCUAUUGCAGGUGGCCCAGAGUGACUUCACCUGCCCUUUUUCUCCCUCCCGCUGUGCAUGUUAAAUGAGACACUCGUGAAACGUGAACUCCUGCUUCGUGAUUACAAUCAGGUGAACAGCCGGCAUCCGCCACCCCAUCCUGAGAAGAACAGAGGGUGUACCUACUACAAUGUGAAUGUUUAUUUGAAACCAACCUGUCUGGAGCUUUGGUAGGAACUAGCAGGGAUUAUCUGGCCAAGGUUACAGUUUAUAAAAGCCUUGUCUGUUUUAUUCUCAAGGAAAGGAACAACUAGAACUGAAACCCUUUUUACAGCCUCACCAUGUAUUAUGAUUGCCUUUAUGCAAUGCCUUUUGACCGUAAGUACUUGGGAAGGGAUUUCUGCUUAGGAUCAGCCCAGUUGUGACAGAGGUCAGAGCUUUUCUACAUCACAUUCUCUGCUUUUUUGGCAAAUCCGUUGUGGUCACUGGAAUUACAGGAAAAAAGAAGCAAACUCUAUUCAAGCAGGGCAUUGUAAAAACCAACUCCUGAGCACCAAGAGUUCAUAAUUCUGCAGUUGGCACUGGAAGCUUCCUAGUUGUUUGCCUCAAGUGGUCAGUCCUUGCUUUUGGGAAAUAGAUGUACCUGCUUCCUUUGCCAAUUUGUAUAGGGGAGGGGUGAGAUCUAGAAAAUGAGAAACACUGGAAUUAUUUAUUAUAGCAUGAUAACUUCAUCAAGUUUGGAUUAAGUGCCAGGGACACAAUAUCCUAUAUUGACAUAAUUGAGAGUGGGUUUAUACAGUGGAGAUAGCCUUUCUGCAGGAGACAGACAUACUGCUGUUUGCCACAUCUAAAAAAUCAGAAUAUCCAUGUACCAGUCAUGGGAAUAGGAGCACAUGGUUGUCGGAGUUUUGUUGUUUUUAUUUUAGGAGUUUAUAAAAUAGUGAAAUGUUGCUGUGGCAGGAUUGGGUAGCCUUUUUGGUGUAUUUCUUUUUAUUGUUGCUAUUCUGACAGGGUGAGAGAGUUCAUUCAGCCUCUAAAGUUGGCAAAGCAUUUUAAAAUUCAUAAAAUGGCAGGAGCGGUGGAGAGGGGUUGUCCUGCUUAUUACUAGCUGUGUUGCAGGCAGUAUCCAUUAGGUGGCUGUAACACACAAGCCUGUUCCACACAGCACUAAUUCACAAUGAAUGUGAUAAGAGAGUGUUGUGUUUGUGACUGCGUGCAAAUAGCAUUUUCUCAGGCGGUAGUCCUAUGCACAGUUUACUUGGGAAGAACCCCCAUUGGUCUCAAGGGUACUUACUUCUUACUACACAUGUUAGGAUUGUAGUGACCAGAAAUUGCAGACUCAGUGCUGAGAAAAUGAGAUAUCCCCUUGGCAAUCACUGCCUUGAGGAAAUACCUAUGGAACCCUCUCCACAAACAAGUAACAGCUGCAUAUUUAUUGCACCAAAUAACAGUAAUUUGGUAAUAUUCUAGGGAGAAUUUAUUUUCUUGUCUAUUCCUGCUUCAAGAAGGUCAACCUUUUAUAUGUUUAACUACCACAUACAAUUCCUUUUACUAUCUGAGGUUAAGGUCUGGAUAGUGAAAGUUCUGGAUAGGUCAAAAUUCAUUGAAAUGUAGUUCUGAUCAGAAUUUGUUCCCCUCCAAAACACGGGCCAUCAUCUCAAGCAGUUGCUUGGGGCAUCAAAGUUUAUGGGGGUGAUAAUUUAGGUGCAAUCUGUAAAAUGUGGCCCAAGAUUUCCUGCAAUGUUGCAAGAGAUGCUGGGCCAAAGUCCUUUCAUUGUGUGCUAUACUAUGUCAGGUGGCAGGAUGUAUUGUGUGAACACUCCACAGAGCUAGCAGUUAGACACAGGAAUCAUUACUCUUGGCCUUCCAGUUUUCACUGAAUCAUAUUAUAAACUAGGGCAAUGGACACCUGAACUCGCAAUGCCUGAGCUACGGGGUUCUGAGCCUAGUCUUACACAUCACCUACUUUGCUGUUGAGAUUUUAAAUAGGUGGCUGGAGAGUUGGGUCUGGUGCUAUUAACUCUUCUCAUCUGCCUCUCUACAGAAAGCUCCAUGAGGCCCAGUGACACAGUUUCAGAGUCCAGUCCAGGCUCCACAGCCACACAGUCAGGGGUGCCAACUCAGGUGGUCCAGCAAGUCCAGGCUACUCAGCAGGUAUGUAGCUCAACCAUAGUUUCUGUGGUUAGUUCAACAAUGGCCACCCUGUAAUGAAGCAGAUGGGGCUGCUCUCUUAAUCAGGACUACUUUGACAUUUUAAAAGUACAGAUACCUCUGAAUUAGUGGUAUUAGAAUAAAAGGUGAGGAGAGCUGUGAAUAAAGUUCUUGGGUUCCAUAACUAUAGAAUGGGAUAUCGUUUGUAAGAGCAGGGGAAGGGUCCUGGAAACCAGAACAAGUGGGUUUGUUUUGUGGAUCAGAGAAGUAGGUAAUUCUGUGUUUUGUUCUCAGUUAUAUGGGUUGGAAGAGGGGUGCAAAGUCUUUAGCAAAAGAUGGACACGGUCAUGUAGGUAGGGUGGGAGGUUUGUAAGUAAGAGCACCUAUAUUCUUUUCCUGAAAUUGUGUAUAAGAAACCAAUAGCAAAGGUUCUUCACCCAGCCAGGAUCAUUAUCCCCCUGUGCUAAAUGCAAAUAUCAGUGCUUUGUGGACUUUACAGUGAGCCUUGCUAUCUUUGAGGGGGAAUGCUGGUGAAACUGGCAGCAGAUAAAAUGUUUCCUGUGAAUUGCCUUUGUUUGCCUUGAUCCUUGGCUAGUUUGUUUUUGUUUUGGCAGAGGUUAUUGGUCCAAGCUAGUGUGCAGACGAAGCCUGGAACGGUAUCACCUCUACAGCUCACAAGUGUACAAGUACCCCAGCAGGUGAGUCUGAACUUUCUCUGUGACGCUGCCACAAGUAAUUGGUGCAGUUUUAAAGCACAUACCUCUGCCCAGUGGCCUGCCUGCCUGCUGUGUCUGCAACUGAGUGAUACAGAUGUUGUCCUGAGAAUAUAUUCUAGCUGUUGCAGCUUAUUGUCAUGAGAAAUAGGGGACCUGUAUACUACUAACUCAGAUAGCUGUAAAGUAGCAUAAUCUUUGCCAAGGGUGAAUUGUUUUAUUAGGUUGCUAGGAUUUCUAUAUUAGACACCCAUAGACCUCUUGCAGAACUACAGUUUCCAGUAUUUCUGUUGAGGGAAUCCUUAUUUGAUGGUUUUCUCCUUCACUGGAGAAAUCUCUCCUUCCUUGGAGGUUUUUAAGCAGAGGUUGAGUGGCCAUCUGCCGUGGAUUCUUUAGUUGAGAUUCCUGCAUUGCAAGGGAGUGGGCUCCACAACCCUUGUUGUCGCUUCCAUCUCUACAGUUCUAUAGUCACCUGUGUAUAGAAUCUCUUAGAAUCAUAGAAUUGCAGAGUUUGAAGGGACAUCUAGUCCAACCCCAGGCAAUGCAGGAAUCACAUCUAUAGCGUCCAUGACAGAUGGUCAUCCAGCCUCUGCUUAAAAACCUCCAAGGGAGGAGAGCCUACCGCCUCCCAAGGGAGUUUGUUCCACUGUCAAACAUUAGGGUGAGUGGUUGUUCUUGAUAAUCCAUUUAGCCCUUCCCAGCUCUUAAAAAUUAUGUACUUUUAGUUGAAACUUCAACCUUGUGGUCAUCCCACUAAUGAUUCUGCAUGGGACUCACUCAGGGUGGGAUUCACCAAACAAGUCCUGUCAGUUCAAACCCUGCCUGAGAGCUUCCAUUUGUGCAAUAGGACUUUCCCUUCCGCUUCCUUGCGACCUGGAACCCCCUGAAACUGGCUCUAGGGUGGUCAGGAGAAGCCCCAGAACAGUGUGGCAGGUGGGGGUAGCAGUACAUCUUGUUUGUGCUGAUGGUGAGAUUUACCAAAACAUGAUGUAAGAUUUGUACUGUAUGUGUCUUUCAGGGCUAUCGGUUCUGUCUUCUUGCACUGAAGUAGGCCGCUUUAUGGCAAAAACAAUCUUAAUAAUUGAUAAAUGAGCAGUUGGAUAGUGUGUACUUCUGCUAAGGUGCUCAGGGAAUCUCCUAUCAAAGAGGUGUAGUGGAUUGGCUGCAUUCUUGCUUUGGGACCUGACCUGUUGCAACAGUUGGAGUGUAAAAAAAUUGACCCAGGCAACAGGCUGUAUCGGCUUGGACCCUGGAAGAGGUUGGGUUAAGCUUUUAAGUGCAGCAGGGCUCAUGUACCCUAGUCACCUGUGUUUUGGAUGUGUUGGGUGACAAUCUGGGUAUUUUUGAGCCUGUCCAAAGACUUCAUUUGCUCUUCUUUUCUGUAUUUGGAAGGAUGAGUGAUAUGAUUGUGUGUGUGUAGAUAAAGAUGGGAGAGAGAAUACAUAAAUUUUAUUUGAUGCUUUCUCUGUGUGUUCACCUGAAGCAUCUUAAAAAUGUGUGGUGCCAUUGCAUGAGAUGAUAUCUAGGUACAGUCUUUGGUGGAAAUACUUUCCACUGCCAAAAAAUGACUGUUUCUUUAAAGACAACAUCUUGAUGUUCACCUUCAGUUUACACGCUUCUCCUAAUCUUAAGAGGCUGCUGCCAACUGGCUUUCAUUAUGUGUGCUAGCUUUGUACAUAUUUGAAUUUGAGUCUAGGUGCCUUCCCUGACAAGGGCAUUAUUUUUCAACGCUUCUUUGUCACUUUUGCAUUCUAACCCUUCUGGUAUCUUUGCCAUAGUUCACUUGGCUAGUUGGUUGAAUCUUUCCCUGUCAUACCAGGCACCAGGCAUCAUCAUCAUAAUUUUCAUCAUUUUUAAUUUGUAUACCGCCUUUCUAUCUUACAAUACUCAAGGCGGUUUACAAGCUGAAGAAACAAAAAAUGUACAUCUUAUAACAAUCUAAUGCAAUACAAAAAUGUGCUAAUAAAACAUAACUUUAAAAUAGGCAACCUCCAUCAAAAAAGUAACAUUCAACAAUCAUUAGAAUAGUAUAAAAUAAUAAUAUGAACAUAUAAAAGUUAAACAGGCAGUAGUAGCAACCUUAAUAAUCUUGCCCUUUUAGUAAGCCUGUUUAUUAACCAGUGAAAUCCUGCUAGUGAAUUGUAUGUUGUGCUUACAAUGUCCUUAGAAUAAUAGAAAUGACAUAUGUGUGCUGUGCUGAUCUCAUUGGAAGAAGGGCAGGAAACAAUUGUAACAAAUCAGUAUUAUAUAAUGGUAAGAUUUACACUUUAAAAAGGUUUUGUUGUGAAGUUUAUAAUAUAAACCUUCAGUGAUUUUCCAUAAAAUAUUCCUGUCCCAAUCCAGGCAUAAUGACUAACAUUGUUAUCAAUUAUCUAUAUUUAUGGACAUGAUAUAUUUUGGACAAGAUAUAUGUAGAAUACACAUAAUUGUGAUGCCAUACACUUUCUGCAUUCCUCUGUGGCAUCACAUCUGCACCAGGCCUAGAAGUUCCUGGAGGGUUUAAAGCAGUUUAAGGGAGUCAAAAGGAGAUGAGAAUCCACUACAUUAAUUUAAGGAAAUAAGAGUUUACAUAGUAUUCAAGAAGUACAAAAGUAGAAAUAGAAUGUUUUUUUUAAAAAGUAGUAACGCUUAACCUAUAUUUGUCUGGCCAAGGGAAUCCUCAGUUCUUGUUUUCAGAGCUUUUAACCCAUCUCUAAAGAUGCUUACAAGCACAUAAUAUCGUCAGACCCGUUGGGAGCUCCCUUUUGGUCUCAGCGGGAACCUUUGACGUCCUGGUCAUCCCCAGGACCUUCUUUGGGGCUCUCGCUGCCUACGAGCCACCCCAAAACUCCAAAAACAGCAGCCAGUUCACUGCAAUAGUGAUCCCGGCUUCCUUUCCCCUUGGUGGCAAACCGGAAGUGGUUGAUUGCAGAGCAUCCCAUUUGAGGAGGCGGUUCCAUGUUUUGUUUGAUCCUCUCAACAGGCUUUCCUGAAUCUCUUUCUUUAAAAAACAACAAAAAACAACAACAACCCUUCUCUUAGCUGGUAUGGCUGCCUUGACAACUGAGUAAGAAAAUGACAGUGAGUAGUGCAGGGUGGGGUAGGAAGGUAAUUGCCUAUGUGAAAGGUAGCUAGUAAAAAAUUGCUCAUAUUAUAAUUCACCAAGUGUGUGUGUUUGGUUGGUGAGCAGUUCUUUGGUAGCCCACUGGUCAGUAGCUUCUGAACAGUCUCCUGGAGAUACGGUAAUUAACCAGGGCUUGCUUCUUUUAUGUCAUCCUGUUUCAGCGGCUGGUGGUACAGAGUACUUCACAGGCUAGUAAAGGAGGAGCUGUUGCGCUGGCCGUCCAUGGUGUGCAGCAGGUCCACUCUUCACCUGAGGUGGGUGGCCAGAUGUUUGGAAAGCCUGUUCAGAUGUUCCAUCCACCAUGAGUCAAAGAAAGCCUAGUUUUGCCUUCACUGUGUUGAAUGAUGUUGCUCAUUUAUUUAUCUGCCUGAUCAGUCCGAUACGUCUUUUCUUCAUCAGCUACUUCCUGGUUCCUCCACAGUUGAUGCCCAUUUCCAGUUUCCUCCUAAGCUCCCUUGUGACUAUCAUAUUCUGUGAGACCUGGGAACAUCUUCUCAUUACCUGGCAAUGGGUUCUUAUCCAACCUCAGUUGCUCCUAAGCAUCCUCUCACACAUCACAGAGCUCAGUCUGCUCCCUGGCUUACCAGUGAAGUAGGAGCAAUGAGGCAAGAUGAAAGAUUACUAGGAUGUGCACAGCAUAAAUCUCAGUGCAAAUCUGAUCAAAAAGAGAUAAUUAGUGAGCCCACUUUGUGGUGGCACUGAAAACACAAAAUUUCUGUCACAGUUGCAUCCAGUGGGGCUUUUCCAAGUGAUUUGGGAGCCUACUUGAAGUUGGGCCACAGAGUGACAUCAGAACCCUUGGAAACCUGCUGUAUCAUAUUUGUUAGCCACUUUGAGGAUUAAGUUGAUUGUAUCUGCUUUAAUGUGGACUCCUCUAGCUUACAGAUCAGCUUGUCUAGAUGAGCCUUCCUCAGCCUGGUUCCCUGCAGCUGUUGCAGACUACAAGCCCCUUCAUCUGUGUUAACUGGGACCGAUGGGAAUUGUAGUUCAAGAUAUUGGGGGUGGGGAGGUUGGGGUAGGCUGUUCUAGGGCUGUAGGAUGAAUUUCAUUUACUGUGGCCUACAGAAAUUGACAGAUUACUUGAAGGGUUACAGCCCUACCACAUGCCUGCUAGGUAACGGUAAAGGAUCCCUGGACGGUUAAGUCCAGUCAAACCUGACUGUGUGGUACAGCGCUCAUCUCGCUUCAGGCCGAGGGAGCCAGUGUUUGUCUGCAGACAGCUUUCUGGGUCAUGUGGCCAGCAUGAGUAAACCACUUCUGGCAUAACAGGACACCAUGACGAGUGCCAGAGCGCACAGAAACACUGUUUAUUUUCCCACUGCAGCGGUACCUAUUUAUCUCCUUAUGUUGGUAUGCUUUUGAACUGCUAGGUGGGUAGAAGCUGGGACAAAGCAGGGGCUCACCCCGUACACAGACUCAAGCUGCCGACCUUCUGAUCGGCAAGCCCAAGAGGCUCAAUGGUUUAGACCACAGUGCCACCCGCUCCCUAGAAUUGGCCUCCACAGUCACUUACGGACACACUGUUAAGACCAUAUUCAUGGAAGACAAUCUUACUCGAUUACGAGUGAUCGCCAGAAAAGACAACAUGCCUAUUUUGCGUCAAGUGUGUUUGCGCGUGUGCGUGUGUGUGUGUGUGUGUGUGUGUGUGUUACUGUGCCCAGGCUGUGAUCAUUUAGCAGCCUUAUAUUCUGUUGUUUCCGUAAAGCAUCCUUUGCUUCAAAUAUACAGGUUAGACAAUUAAUGUCCCAGGAGACUGAGACUGGACUGGUUUCUGUGUGUUGCCAUUUUUCAGUAUCCAGUUUAUGUUCAUUCUGUCAUUUUUGUAGAUAACACCAUAUGUAACCUGGGAAAAAAUGCAAGUUACUUAGAAUAUUUGAUCUCUGACCUCCAUAGGCACCAACUCUAUAAAGCUGAGGCGUCUUCAGCCCCCCCCAUAUCUGUAGGGAUGGGGCUGGAAACCCCCCCCCCCCAUCUUGAGGAGGCUGAGCCCUUUCUCGCCUGUCUGCUUCCUCCCUCCUACCUUUGUCCACAGUCCUCCACCAUCCUGGAAAUCACCCCAGCUGCACAGUUUUGAGAGACACUGCACGGAGCGGUGUGGCCUGGCACAAAGUUGCCUUGCUUGUGCAGUGUCGGGAGACGCUGCACAGACACUUGGGAGGUCUGCGACAGCUGCACAAUGUUGUGAUGCGUGUGACGGGCCCCCCAAUGUUGGGCACAACUCAGUGCCCCUCUUCUAACCAACAGACUUAAGCAAAGAAUAUAGCAGUGCGUGUGGUGUCCCCUCUUGCUUUUUUGUUAUAAAAAUUGGUAGUGCUGGACAACCUUUCUCUUCCAUAAAAUGUUCAUCAGCAGUAUAAUGACCAUGUGGAAGUUUUUCUUAGAAGUAGAGUGCACCAUGACUGAGGGAGGGACACCACCUGACUCCAGGAGGAGAGAAAGUAAGCAUGAAUUCUGAGACAGUAGUACAUCAUGCAGUUAUGCCUUGCUCCUUCAUCCAUACCCAAAAGUAAAGUCUCCUUCCUUGCCUUUCAGCGUUCCCCUGUCCAGAACAGCAGCUCUGCUGCUAAACCGGGACAAGUGCAGCAGCUCCAGGUUCACGGAGUCCAGCAAGUGCCUGUAGCACAAGAGGUGCUGUAUCUUUGCUUGCCAAUAUCUUGUGGUCUCUUCCCAGUCAUGGUAAUGUGAUCGGAUUUUCGGGUAGCAAAAGCUGCAGCUUGUCAAGGGUUCACACUAGAUUUUCAAAGUUCUAUCUGUUAACAGUUUCUAAGCACUUUCAAGAUCUUUAUUGCACUCCAUGUAGCCACUGCUUUCAGUUAUAAGGUAGUGUGAACUUUCCUAUAGUUUACCUUUGUUUUGUUGUGGAGGUGUCACACCAAAUGCCAGAUAUGUGUAACUCUAAACAACUGUCCCUUUCACAUUGCUACAAACUGAUGUAUUUAUGUGAUAUUUAGUUUUCAGAAAUCAAACUUUCCACGUGAUGUUUUGGGGUGCAAUUCAGAUUUAUAAGACUAAUAUAAAAUUAAUGGGCCAGAAUCAACUAAGCAAUCUCAGUUGUGGAAGCCCACAUGAGGACCUCUGCUAGUGCAGUGAUGGCCAAACUUGGCCCUCCAGCUGUUUUUGGACUACAACUCCCAUCAUCCCUAGCUAACAGGACCAGUGGUCAGGGAUGAUGGGAAUUGUAGUCCCAAAACAGCUGGAGGGCCAAGUUUGACCAUCACUGUCCUAGUACAACAGGAAUCUCUUCCCCCACCCCGCCCAAAUUGGCCUGGAGAGGGUCAGGAGAAGCCUUGGAACAGAAAUGCUUAUGCCGACAAGAGUGUUUUGUUGAGUUUCUCCUAAUUGUGUUCAGAUUCUUUGGAAAACCCAAAUGAAGUAAUAUGUUUGUAGGGCCUUUUGUGAGAAUAGUAUUUUUGUAAGACUUCUGUAAAAAGAAAAAUCAUUACUUUGCAUGUUUUGUGUCCUAGGGUUAGGGUUAGGUUCCCAUUGGCCUGCUCUUGUCAGUAUGUAUUGCAAGCUCGACUACAGCUAUCCUUGGGGCAAGGAGGCCUUGUAUCACCUCUGCCAUCCAAAGCAUUCUGAUAAAUUCUGGUUUGUUUCUGCAGAGAUCUGUUGUGCAGACAACUCCCAAAGCAGGCACAGUGCAGCAGCUGGCAGUGCAAGGACUCCAGCAGGUUCAUGUUACUCAAGAGGUAAGAAAGAGAUUUGACUGUUGCUUUCUGGCUGCCCUACUUUGGUAGCAGCUGUGAUCCACCAUGGAGGAUAUUCCUAGAUUAGCUGCUCCCCAAGACAGCUAGCCAGUGCCAGUGCAUUAAAGCCUUUGCACCCAUUCCUGUCCUGAAUUCCUCAGCGGUGGGACGUUUAAAUCUUUCCCACCCAGAACUAGCUUUCUGGAUAUAUCCAAACUCCCCCACACCCUUCUUCUCUUGAAGAAGUGGUUAGUAGUCACCCAUAACUCCCCCAGCCCCACGGUGAUCACCAUAAAUUCUAGACAAUGAAGAUGGGGAAGGUUCUCAUCCCUGCCAGUUCUUGUUUUGUAAGGAACCUUCUUAGCCACCAUUAUAGAAUGCCUUGGGCUCAUUGGGCAAAAUGCAGAUGAGGCAGGAUGCGUGGACCUUCUGGGUUGUAAUCAAAGUAGCAUUAAGGGGAAUAUUCCAUCAGCACAAUCUCCUUGUGCAACAGAACUUCCACCAUCCUCAAUCUGUUCUGCAGGUUCCCUGGAUACGAAUGGCAUUGGGAAAAGAAGAGGGGAAGUUCCCUUGCGCAAGUGGAACUCAUUCUGCUUCUGCAAUUAUUUAAUUGAAUACCACCCUCUGCCUUAAUCCUUCAUUCCGGCAGGACAUUUCUGGGUUUCUCCACUAUGUCUGAUUGCUUCAGUCUCUCUGUUUAUUGUUUAGAGUGCAGACAGUGGCCCUUCUAAGAGCAAUCAGCAGUCGCAGCAGCAAGAGCAACAAGGAGUGCAGCAAGGUCUCUCCCUAGAGUGCAGCAGCAGCAGCAGCAGCAACAGUGCACCCCAGCUGGCCAGCUGCUGUUUAUCUGGCCCAGAGCACAGGCUCCACUACAUGCAUUCUCUAGAUUCUGCCUCGGAGCAGUGGGUGGAGCUGGUCCGCAUGCUUCCUCAACCGCUCCUCCUGCCACAACAGAAGGUGGUGAUAGAGCAGCUGCCAUUCCUCUCCUCUCAUCACUCCAGCCCUGACCAGAGAGUCAAGAUUCAGAGAGUCCCUCAGGUGCUAGUGUUUGGAACAGCAGCUACAGCACUUAAAGUAGGUCCUGCAGAGGGCACCGAUUGAGAUCCAAGAAUAGCAAGCUCUGUGCAUUUCCCUUCCCACAGAGUCAGGUAGCAGAGCUUGCCAGCAUUAUCCCCUUCUAUACGAUUGUGACUCUCCUCUUAAUUAACGAUGGUAGAGCAACCCUCUUUCCUUCCCCACAUACUGCCAGAGAAAUUGAAAUUCUUGGACCUCUUCAGCACUGGAUGUGAUUUUGAUUUCAUUUGCUUGAAUCAGAUGUAGAUAUGGAGGUCUUGAGGGAUUGGGGUUUGUGGGAGACGUAUGCCACCAGAUAAGCAUGCUACGUUUUGUGCAGGACUUUCAGUAUUUGGGAGCCAGAACAGAGGCUUGCCAUAGCUAGCCAGGAUCCCAGAUAACUGCAUCUAUGUUUAUGAACAAGGUCUGAUCUAGGUAAGCUAAAUCAUGCAGUACCGAUUGUAUGAGGACUACUUAGCCCGUUUGCCCUAAAACUGUAUCAGCUACUGAAACAAAGGCAGCUCCCUGAGCCAAAGUUAGCUGCUGUCUAGUGAGUGGAAACUGAGUUUUCUUCAAAUCACCUCAUCACAUUGUAAGACAUUAGGCCCAUCAUGGCAAGUAAAAGGCCUCUUGUUUAUAAAGCUGUGCUAUAAUCCAUGUAUUUCCAUAAAACCAAUAUUGUACCAUUGUUGCAAAGGGCCAUUUCACACUUUACACAGGAGCGAACCCAGGUUUGCCAUUGAGUAUGCACUCGAGGGCAACUGCAGCCAAUCGUGGCUGUCCUACAAGUGCAUCUGCAUAAUGCAAAUGUAUAUUUUUCACACCUGCACUUUACUCUUGUAGAUGUACACUUGCAACAUUUUAGCUGCACUCUUAACAAAAAUGUGCAAAGUGACCUUUAGAAGGGAUGGAAUUGCAUGCAGCUCUGCACCUUAGCAUUCCAGAAGGGAACGCAAGAGAAUCUGUUGGGGGCUCUUGCCUGCCCAGCAAGAGCCCCCAGCACUUCCUUCUCCAUGUUAUACCAUUGUGCUGCUUUUCCCAGGAUCAGAGUAUUUGGACCCUGGGUUCCUGACUUUCCUCACUACGGCUCUGACUUGUGGGGAAAUCCUUGGUCCAUGGGAAUAAGCAUUCUAGAGUCCCGUCCCGUCCCCUAACCCCCUUCCCCCACAUUUAAUGUCUGCUAGAUCAAUGUCAGAUGCAGGAUAGAGGCAAAUAUAAAUCAUGAGACAGGUGAUGACUGCUGCAAGCAGAUUGACAGUAGGUGUGGCAAUUAGGAAGGCAGAGAGGUCGCCUUUUGUCUAGAGGCGCCUAGACAAAGACGCCUUUUGUCUUGGGAGGGAUUAGAGAGAGUGGAGCGCAGCGACCUUGGCCCAUCCUGUCUCACCUCUUUUCCUUUCCUCUCUUUGUGGGCUUGCUGCGUUCUCAGGUGCAGCAGCUCCAGCAGGUACCUGUGCAGCAUGUCUAUCCCAACCAGGUGCAGUAUGUGGAAGGAGGUGAUGCCAGCUACACAGCAAGUACCAUGUGAGUACAUGCCUGGUGAGAAGGAAGGCUUUAUCAUACCGGUGCUGCCCCAGCAUUCAAGCUCACAGUGAGCCGGGUAUGGACUCCUGUCAGGUGCAGGUUGCAAGAGACACAGAUCUUCACACAGAUGCUAAUUGAUUCUAUUCUGUAUCUUAAGCCAGAGACGGUCAACUUCCCUGUGCAUAGAUGGCCAGACAAUGAUCUAGCGGCUGGAAAUGCCUUUCUGGAUGGCCAGGCUCCAUCACAACAUUGGUGCCACCUAGCAAUGAAGGGUUAAUGGUUAUGGAGUAUCUGCACCCAGUCACAGCUGAACAUUAUGUUCUGGGAGCAGGUGGUGCUGAGCCUUGCCGAUCGGAAGGUCGGCAGUUCAAGUCUGCACAAUGGGGUGAUCUCCCAUUGCUCUGUCCCAGCUCCUGCCAAGCUAGCAGUUCGAAAGCAUGCCAGCACAAGUAAAUAAAUAGGUACUACUGCGGCAGGAAGGUAAAUGGCAUUUCUGUGCUCUCUGGCACUUGUCACGGUGUCCCGUUGUGCUAGAAGCAGUUCAGUCAUGCUGACCACAUGACCCAGAAAGCUGUCUGUGGACAAACGCCAGCUCGCCCGGCCUGAAGUGAGAUGAGCGCCGCACCCCAUAGUCAAAUUUGAUGGGACUUAACCAUCCAGGGGUCCUUUGCCUUUUACCUUAGAACAUUACAUACAAAUACCAAACACAGAUGAAGCACUAGGGUGUGGACGAUAUCUCUUAGACAUUUCCCCUUUUUAUUAUAAAUGAAACUAUGGGCGCAUGAACUUAGAUUUUUCUUUUAAAAAAGGAACUGUUUAUUAUUGUUUUGUAAAAAAUAGAAAAUGAAAGUUUAUAUAGUGAGUGUUGUCGAAAAUCAGGGAAGUUAUUCUGAAGUGCUGCCUUGAAGAAGAUUGGUGGAUUGGCUGUUGAUUGUCCCUGUUUUCUAAUGGAAAAAAAACCCCAAGUGAAAUCACUUGGGAGCUGGGUUUGGCGAAGGAGCCAUCAGUUGUGCACCCCUAAGCUAAGUCAUCUUGAUCUAAGCAAAAAGCAUGGUAAAGGAGUGGUGAUGUACAGCCUUCUCCUUUUUGCUCACUGUAGGGUGGUGUAUAUGUUUAGCUGCCAUUUCUCUAUAACAAGUGGUUGUUUUCUUCACUUGGAAAUCAGAGAUGGAAACAGCACCUCUUUCUCCUGUUUUCAGACGCUCCAACACUUACCCUUACACGGAAACCCCUCUCUACACUCAGAACACUGGCGCAAACUACUAUGAAUCGCAAGGCACCCCAACCCAGGUCUCCACCCCAGCAACCUCCCAGACUGUGGCCAGCAGUGGGUCAGUGCCCAUGUAUGUCUCUGGAGGGCAAAUCAUAGCCAACCCAAACGGAGGCAGCAGUGCUGGAGGAGGAGGAGGUGGAAAUGGAAAUGGUGGUGGCGGUGGCAGCACUGGUGGUGGCGGUGGAGGAGGCAGUGGCAGCAGCAGCACGGGGACCUACGUGAUUCAAGGAGGUUACAUGCUGGGAAGUUCAAGCCAGUCGUACUCGCACACCACUCGUGCCUCCCCAGCAACUGUAAGUCUGAGUCUCACUCUGGAUACCUUGCUGUUCAUUCAAGGGGAUUGGAGCUUCCGGGAGCCUCUUUGCUUUUUUCAGCAACUUGUCCAAGUGCUCUUAGAGCAGUGGUUUUCAUGGCUAUGUUCCAGGGAACCUGGGGUUCCUUGGAGACUUCUCAGGGUUCUUUAAUUAGAAGACCCAUAAUGAUUGGUGCAAGCUUCCCUGAGAUGGCUUGCCUGUCCACAGCUGAUCAUUCUGUUCAAGGUGCAGCAGCAAGAAAAUAUUGGGCCUCUUUUGGGUGCACUCUCAGUCCACACAGAGCAACCUUGAGCCCUAACAGUCAAUAGCAGCACCCUGUGCAUUCAAGAAAAUGUCCCAGCAUUCUCUGCAAUGCUAGGGGUUCUGUUGUGGACAAGUUGAUAUGGAAAAUGUCCUUUGAAGGUAGCAAGUCUGAAAACCACUGACUUAGAGAAUUAAACACUUACGCAUGUUCCUCUGUUCAGUGUUCUUUUGCCCUUCCAAGAGGACAUUGCUGCGAUGGGAUAAAAUUAUUAUUAUUAUUAUUAUUAUUAUUAUUAUUAUUAUUUAUUUGAUAGGCCUGGGGCUCUUUCUGAUGGAAUGAUUUUAUAUCUUUUAAAGGUGCAUUGAACAUUUGUAUUACAGUGGGCAUGUGAAAGUAUGAAGUAAUUCAUAAUGCUUUUGAGACUCAAAGGAAAACAAUAGCUUUGAUCAUUCUAGUGAACGAUGAACCAGAAGCUUGUUCAGUAAAAGAUACCACCCAAGACAGCCCUAUCAUGAGGGAAAGUAGCAUGUUUGGAUGUCAUUAAAGGCAGCAGAGUGGAACACAAGACAGAUUUCACCCAGAGGGCACAAUUUGCCAUCCUCUUGCACAGCUUCAGUGUAGAUCGACAGAAGUGUUUCAUUUCCUUAGUCAGAGGUGGGGAACCUGUGUCCUUCCAGAUGUUACUGGACUACACCUCCAUCAUCCUGAUCAUUGGCCAUGGUGGCUGAGGGUAAUGGGAAUUUGAGUAUAUCAACAUCUGGAGGGUCACAGAUUCCCCAUCUCUGCCAUAAGUUAAUAUAGCUUGCACAGAGAACUUAUUUGUGGUUUUUGUCUCCUGUUGAGAGGGGAUGCUCUUGCUUAGAUUUUCUGGCCCUUGAUGCUACUUUCCCUACUUCGUUGGUCUUGUUCUCUGAGACCCGCCUUCCGAAAGCACUCUUUACCUCAUGGUGGAUCUAACUGAAGAUUGUGAAAUGUGCCUGCUUUCUCUUCUGUGUUUCUUUAGACCCAUUAGAAUUCAUUAGUUCUCACAGGAAACAAUUCCUUAAUUCUUCAUUGGAAACCGUGGAAGGAAAAGAAAUGGGAUUGAGGUACUCCAGCUCUUGGACUGGCCUAAUUCAGUCCUGGGUUUGGCAUAAUUCAUGCCUUUCCCUGGUCAUCUCCCAGCAUGUCCCCAAACCAGUCCUGACCUGCAAACCCCUUUUGGCCCUACCCUGCCAGCUCUGAGCACCAAUGUUGGUAGGGCCAGGGCUGCGGAAGUUGGGGUGUGGAGGGGGAAUCUAAUGGCAGGUCUCUAUACUGCUUCCAUAGGAUUUCAGUGUAAGGCUUGUAAAAAGAUGUGUGGUUCUUAUUUAAAAGAAGGCGCUGUGGGUUAAACCACAGAGCCUAGGGCUUGCCAAUCAGAAGGUUUGCAGUUCAAAUCCCUGAGACAGGGUGAGCUCCCGUUGCUUGGUCCCUGCUCCUGCCAACCUAUCAGUUCGAAAGCAUAAAGUGCAAGUAGAUAAAUAGGUACUCCCCCCACUCCAGCGGGAAGGUAAACACCGUUUCUGUGCGCUGCUCUGGUUUGCCAGAAGUAGCUUAGUCAUGCUGGCCACAUGACCUGGAAGCUGUACACUGGCUUCCUCGGCCAAUAAAGCAAGAUGAGCUCCGCAACCCCAGAGUCAUCUGCAACUGGACCCUAAUGGUCAGGGGUCCCUUUACCUAAUAAUAUAGGAGUGUUAAAUGUUUGACUUUGGCAUCAACACAGCCUUCUCUUGUAUAAUUUUGGGACCCUGAGAGUGGGAAGAGAAUGGACCCUCACAUGGCUUAUUAAGAUGGUGCCCACCUCCCAAGCAUGGGUUGCACCAUGCGAACCAUUCAUUGAGAGAGAUUGUGACAGUACCUGAACUAUUCCCUUCAAUAACUGCAAACAAAAGGGCUUGGAAGGCCCGUAACUUAGAUUCCUGUUUCUUUGCAGGUCCAGUGGCUGUUGGAUAACUAUGAGACUGCGGAAGGUGUAAGCCUUCCACGGAGUACCUUGUAUUGCCAUUACCUCCUGCAUUGCCAGGAGCAGAAACUGGAGCCAGUCAAUGCAGCUUCCUUUGGCAAGCUCAUCCGCUCAGUGUUUAUGGGACUUCGCACACGCCGGCUUGGAACCAGGUAAAUGAAAGAUGGCUUUCCCGUGGGCUGCAUGGCAGCAUCGCAGAGUAAAAAUGUGAGGUACCUAAGCUGCCAAGCAUCUCUGCAUCCCCCGGGAGCUUCAGGAAUACAAUUACUAUCAGCACUAAAGUCCACCUUGUUUCCCAUUCACAAACCUCAGAUUGAGCAGAGCGUGGGGGAAGUGUGGGUGUGCUGUACAGGGCGGGGAGAGGCACAUACAAAACCCACCCUUUCUCAGAGCGGUUGGAAGGUACCAAAUGUCUCCUAAAAGGGAGCUUGCUUCUUAAUGCAGAGGCCUAAUGCCUGGACUCACACUGAUCUGAUUUGCGCAAUGCCAGUGAAGCUUUGUAAUGGCCAAAUGGGCAAAAUCGUUUUUUAUUAUUUACAUCUUCCUCCUGGUAACUACCAGUAGGACAUACGGGGAGGAGAGGUAAGAAAAGUCCCAUUGCGCCAGCCGAAGUUCUUGCGUGGGCUUUCACUAGUGGCACUGGUUAGUUGAAUUUGGCCUGUUAUGUACCUAAGGGUACCUUGAUAACAUCUCUCUGUGUCUGGUGGUGUACCUUUUGUUGUGGUCCAAGGGGUUUGUUUAUAUGGAGGCUUAUGUUUUCCCACUUCACUUUUCUUUCAGAGGAAACUCCAAAUACCACUACUACGGGCUACGCAUCAAAGCUAACUCCCCGUUGCUGCGGCUCAUGGAGGAUCAGCAACACUUGGCCAUGAGGCAACAGCCCUUUUCUCAGAAGCAAAGGUAGGCAAUAGUGCAGGGGAAGAACCGUAGUUUAGUAGCAGAGCACAUCCUUAGCAAACAGAAGGUCUGAGCAUCAAUUUCUGGCAUCUUCAGGUAGGGCUGGGAGGAAGUCAGGACUGAAACCCUGGCAUAUACAAAAUAUUAUUACAGUUGCAAAGUGUACAUAUCAGCAAGGCAAACCAAGGACCAUAUAGCCCAAGCAUUAUAUGAAAGAGUAGAGUGCUGUAUGCAGGUCCCCAAAACUGUGGACCCUUGUAGUGCUAUUAUCCUCUUGGAACUGAGGAACUUCUUUGGUGAGAUAGAUAUUCUUGAAGUUCUCCCUAGUGUGGAAAGUGGCAUCAGGACCUUGAAAUAUUUUGAAGCGUUAUCUGCUGAAGAUUUUUCCAUAACAGAAUCUGAGGCAACCCUUUUCUCUCUGUAUCCCAUGCUCUUGACAUAGGCACAUGCUAUUGGUGUUACUGUGAUGUGUUGUGGGCUGACUCCAAGUUGUUCUGCCUUAUAGGCUCAAACCAAUUCAGAAGAUGGAAGGCAUGACCAAUGGAGUGGCUGUCGGGCAGCAGCAAGCCUCGGGGCUGUCUGACAUCAGUGCCCAAGUACAACAGUACCAGCAAUUCCUGGGUAAGGAGGGCCACUCUUUUGCACAUGGCAGAGUGUGGUCUUUGAGAUGGAAGCAGAGGACAUGCGACACAAGCUUCUACGUGCGGUUGUUAGGGUUCCAUGUUUAACCACCUGGCUCACAGAAAAUGACUUUUUUGGUGGAGAUUCUGUCGUGCCGUGCCUGAUGUGACUUGUUUGAUACCUUAGACAGUGUCUGUGUGGUAGGAACACCAUCUCAGAGCCAAGUAUUGCGGAGAACUUCCAUGUCCCAGGAAAUGCAGUACUGGAAUGAGAUUUUUUCACUGUAUGUGUGAAGUUCUUUGCAUGCAUUACCAUAAGCCCUGCACGGAGUCCUCACUACAAGGAAUUAUUUUGGGGCGACAACCAUUUUGUGUCCAUGUUACAUUUGAAGCAGGUCUGUGUGGCUUCAGUGCUGGCAGUCUCGCCCUUGUGGCCAAGGAUAGAGUGGGCCAUGGAAACACAACUCCCCGGUCCCCUGAGAAGCUAUAGAUCCUGAAGCAGAUAAACCACCACCUUUUCGAUCAAACUUCAGCAGACAGUGUCAAGGUGGGGCUGCUCCCUGGGACCCAGGGUUGGGCUUGGAGGGCUGAUGUCUCUCUCCUCCACACAGAUGCCUCUCGCAGCCUGCCUGACUUUGCAGAGAUAGACCUACAAGGGAAGUCCCUCCCUGAGGGCAUUGGAGCCGAAGAUGUGAAGUCUUUCCAGUCGCUCUAUCGAGAGCAUUGUGAGGUACAUCAGGAGAGCACAUUGGAAAGGGAAAUCUAGGCAGGGGUGGAGCGCCUCCGGUUCCUUGCCUGGCCCUGCUCCAUACCCGCCUUGAAUGUUCUUGCUUGGAUGGAAUGUACCCCUGAACUAUGGCAGUGCCUCUUGCUUGCCUCCAGAGAGGGUGGAGUGAUGGGUGUGUUUGCAGGGUAAGCGGGUGGAUUGUACAAACAGCUUCUGUGUGACUGGAGUGUAGCCCACAGUAUAACCUACUUUUGCCUUGGAACGCACUCCCCUUCCACAUUUCCUCCCUCUCAACCUGCCCGCUAGUGGCAGGGAAGGUUGCCCAUGAGGGACUGCAGCCCUAAUGGGCUGAAAAAGGUUCCCCACUCCUGUGCUACAGCCCACUGGAUGCAGUUGGAAAGUAGCAGGCUAAUGUGCCUCCCAGGCAGGUGUGCAUCAAAUGGACCACCCUCUGCAGCCCCACAUGCUUGCUUGUAGGCCUGGCAUUGCUCUGGCUACUUCUAGGCAAAGCCAUGUCAGUGGAAGCAGAACCAGGCCAACUUAACCCCUUUUGAAUUUUUCUUCUGAGUUGUCUUCCUUUAAUUGUUUCAUUUUAUUAAACAUUUCUAGACUGCCUUGCAGGUCAGUUAUACUGCUGCCACAGCUUUGCCUGUUCUAAACUCAUUACGUGAUGCCCCUGAUCCAGUAAUCUGUGGCGGACUUUUUUGCCAUUCAGUUGCCUAAACUUUUGAAAAUCUCAGGCAUUGUUAUUCUCAUAACUUGUUUUGGAGGUGAUAUACCUGUUGCUCAGUCUGAUUGUAUUAACUCACCCUUGAAGGGGUUUCAUCCCUGAGAGAGUUUCCGCAAAAUAGUUGUGUGCCUUGUUUUUAGGAUCUUAGUUUUUUAAACAGUCAGCUUGAGCUGAUUUUUAAAGUUUUUUUUUAUUUCAACUAUUUAUAUGGGUAUAUGCUUAACCCUGUAUUCUCUAAGUGUUAUACAGUGUUAUACAGUUAUACAGAAACAAUAAGGAUAAAAUCAAUUAAAAUGAGCGACAACAUCAGAAAACUUACUUAAGAUUCCUAGUGAAGUAGAAAGGUCUGCCCCACCCAUGUACCAGAAAUUCAACAGAGGGGGAGGGGGCCCUGUCUGAUCUCAGUUGGGAGGAAGUUCCACAUCAUUGUGCCCACAAUACUAAAUGCUUGGAUCCUGGUAUACAAGCUGAAUAUCGGAGUCAUGGGGGACCACUGACUGUGACUCACCUCAAGACCUCUGUGAUUGGGCAGGGAUAUAAGGAGUCAGGUAGUCCUUAACGUAUCCGGAGCCCAAGUUGUUAAGCCCUUGUAAAUUAAAAGAAGAGUCUUGAACUUCGCCUGGUAGCAAAUGGACAGCCCAUGCAAAAUUUUUAUUUGUUUAUUUUUAUUCAGAGGAAGCUUUUAAGCACCUAAGCUAUGUGCUGGUGAAUGGUCUGUUCUAGCUGCAGCAUUUGCGCAGAUGUUUAACUACAAGAAGCAUCAUGGAAUUCAGAAGCAUCUUGCCAUCUGCAUAUAUUUCUUAAAGAUUAAUGAAUUUAUUGUAGCAUUAGUUUUUUAGUGCUCGAGCCUAUAUGUGUGAAGUUGAGAGUGGACAUACACACAUUUCAGAUUGAGGGACAUCUGUUGUGAGACUGAAGAAACACUUGCUCAAAGUAGGGUUACCAUACAUGAGUGAACAACUGAAAUUAAUGUGAUUUAGUCACUGGGGGAAAGCAAGUCAGGCAGCACACCUUGCAGGCAGGUACUCAGUUUGCAUGGCACAGAUGGAAUAAUUAGAGUUUUGCUUCAAUAUGAAAUAAUUUGUAUUGAGUCUGUCCAUGAACCCCACUCGAGCAGCCUUUAUGCUCUAUCUGCUCUCUGAAAUAUUCUGCUUGAGUAUUAGCAGAGUAUUGGCUUUGAAUUCAGAAAUGACAGAAUGUGCUGGACUACUGGGUUGACUCUUUAAAGGCAGCCUAUCAUCUUGUUGAUAGGAACAAAUUACCGUAUUUUUUGCUCUAUAAGACUCACUUUUUUCCUCCUAAAAAGUAAAGGGAAAUGUGUGUGCGUCUUAUGGAGCGAAUGCAGGCUGCGCAGCUAUCCCAGAAGCCAGAACAGCAAGAGGGAUCGCUGCUUUCGCUGUGCAGCGAUCCCUCUUGUUGUUCCGGCUUCUGAGAUUCAGAAUAUUUUUUUUCUUGUUUUCCUCCUCCAAAAACUAGGUGCGUCUUGUGGUCUGGUGCGUUUUAUAGAGCGAAAAAUACGGUAAUUUAGCAGGGAGGAUCCUGCUAUCUCUGUUCCUGCCUGGCAGGUCUAGAAUUAAAUCAUACAACUACUUCUCUUCCUCAGGCCAUUGUUGAUGUGAUGGUAAACUUGCAAUUCACACUGGUAGAGACACUCUGGAAGACUUUUUGGAGGUACAAUUUGAACCAGCCCAGUGAAGCCACCCCCAUGGAUAUGUGAGUCUUUGUUUUUUGGCAUUUAUAUAAAAAUGAACUACAUGCUGUGGGGUGCUUUACAAAUUUAUGACGCAGAGGCUGUCAUUUCUGGUGACAGUGACUUCUGUUGAAAAGUACAUGGGAUUGGCUUUUUGCUAAGAAGUGCAUCAGACUACUGAGGAUUAAGGACAGGCUACUGUCUCCAUGAUCCAGGUCUGGGUGCAUUUCUCAACUGUUUGAGCAACAAAAUCACUUCCAUGUUUCCCCUGCUAUAUAGCACUUCAGUGCUGUAAUGUCUUUUCUCAUCCCUUUAAGAAGGAUAUCACACUUACCACGGGUAGCCAGCCUGAGGCACAGAUGCCACUAGGCAGCAAGGGCUUGCAGCUUAUAGUCAGCCCAGCACUCAGUGGAGAGUUAGGCAUAUAUGCCUAUGGGAGUAGAACAACAGUAAAAAAAACUCCCACCAGUUUUGAUUUAAUCUAGGCAUUCGCAGACUUUGCUGAAUUAACAUUCCAUUCCUGUAUCAGCUUCUCCUCAAGUUCCCUGCAUCUUCCUCUGCCACCAGUACUCAGAUUAUUUUCCCCAGCAUCUCUUGAGUAUAGUCUGUAGGCUCCUUUAAUACAGAAUCUGCUUCUGUAUCAAAAUGAAUGGAGCAGUUCAGUGCCCUGCAGGCCUGUUGAUUCAGGCUGACAGAGGACUUGGCUGGCAUGGCCACAUUAGGAUAUAAAGGCUAAAUGCAGGGGUUGUAAAUGGGACAGGCGGAAAAUGAAACUGAUAGGGGGAAGAAUAACAACUUGUUAAUGAACUUCUUAUAACAGAGGAAAUAUGAGCCUUUGCAGGGGAACCAAAAUAGGAAGUUGUUUUACCAUCAUAACUGCCUAGCAUCUUAUCUCCACCUUUGCCCCGCAGGCCCUUAAACAUCUAGUAUCCAAAAUCUAUUUGCUGUUCCUAGGCAAGGGCUGCUGGCAUAGCUGAUGGGUCUUGAUAAUCUGAGUUGUGGCUUGGUGAUGGUGCUCUUUAACCAGGUGUCUGUGUUUCAUAUUUAGUCAAGACGAAGCAGAGAAGCGUCUCCCAAAGAGCUGCUUGGUGACACUGUCCAAGUAUGAGCCUGUCCUCAAAUGGACGAAGGACUGUGACAACUUGCUGUACCAGGGGCUGGUAGAGGUCCUGAUUCCAGAAGUGCUCCGGCCCAUUCCGAGUAAGCUCAUCCUGCCCAGCUUAUAUCCGAGGCCUGCAACAGACUAUCCCAAGCCUAGGGCCACAACCAAUACCAAUGCUGAAAUCAGGAUGCUUCAGCUGCUGGUGGGGCUCUGCCAGAUGCUCCUGCCUUGUUCCAUAGUGGGCUGGGUGAUCGGCCUCAUGUGCAGGUUUGGGUAGGAAGCCUCUGGCCUGAGGUGGAGGCAUUUAAGCCACCCCCUCAGUGCCAUGUUGCCCUUGGACUUAUUCUCUACUACCCCCAUGAAGAGAGGACUGUCAACCAUCUUGAAACCGGCCAUUCUAAUGUUACAUCCUUCCCCAGGUGCCUUGACGCAAGCAAUCCGAAAUUUUGCAAAAAGUUUGGAGAGCUGGCUGACAAAUGCCAUGAUGAAUAUUCCAGAAGAGAUGGUCCGCGUUAAGGUGAGCCAGAUGUGGGAAGUUGUGGGGUGCCGUUGGUCUUGGCUUCCCAUUUUUCUGAGACUAGGAGGUCUUAAGGCGGUGCUCUCUGGAGCCUUCAGUCUGUGUUGCGGCAGAUCAGUAUACAACUACCAAGUCACGUUGGGUGAGGUUUUCUGCCUCUGCACCAGUGACCAGAACUUGAUGCCACGGUUGGCUCUUUUCAGCAGUUGGAGCCCCUCCUCCCCCACCCCGCUUCCUAGUGGGGGUGGCAGCAGAACAAACUCCUAGCUCCUCAGUUUGGGGCUGGUGGGAAACAUGUGUUACUGUGUUUUGUCUCUCAGGUUGCAGCAGCAAGUGCCUUUGCCCAGACGCUGCGGCGUUACACCUCCCUGAACCACCUUGCCCAGGCUGCCCGGGCUGUUUUACAGAACACGGCCCAAAUCAAUCAGAUGCUGAGUGAUCUCAACAGGGUGGAUUUUACUAAUGUCCAGGUAACAACCUCCACACUUCUGCCACUGUUUUCUUCCUCUCCCAUCUUGAAUCCAGGAGCUGCAAAUGAUCUUCCUAUUGACUGGUCUCAUUUAACCCCAAAGCCUUAUUUGGCAUUUGGAGUGGUCAAAAUAAGAGUUGUGUCAGACACAGGCCUUACAGCUUAUUUGCUAGGCCCAUCUGAUUCAACAUAGGACUUACUCAUAGUGGCACAUGUGCACUGGGAGCUCACAGGUAGGACACAAAAAGAAGGACCCUUCCUAUGGAUUGUUCCCAGAAUUUGGUCCUUGGAGGACAGUUGAUUUCCGUUUGAUGGCUAAUGGCUGUUGAUGGACCUGUUCUUAUUGAAUAUGUUUAAAAGCCUUUUAGAUGUUGCACAUACGCAUGAACGCAGUGCUGACGCCCCUUUUUCUUUGUGCUGCUUCAUCCUUACCCCACUUCUUUGCUUCAGAUUCUCUCCCCUGCCCCCCACUUAACAGCACAUUUGUAUUCAUAUAACUGGAGUAGGGAUGGGGUACUUGUGCUUCAGAUGCUGCUAAACUACAAUGCCCAGCAUCCCUGACCAUUGGUCGUGCUAGCUGGCACUGAUGGGAAUUGGGAGUCCAACAAUUCCCUGAGCUAGGCAUUACUGCAACUUGGCCCUAAACUAGUGACCACCACAUCCUGUGAUUGUGAGUUCCAGAAGAUAAUUAUUACUUGUGAAAAAGUAUGCUGAUUAAUUCUAGCAAUGAAUAUAUCUUUUUAGUUGGGUGCCCAGUGAUGACUUAGUGGGACAGUGAAAUUAUCUGGGUAAAACUGUGAUGAUUUUAGGUGGGCACAAGCAAGCCAGCUCCCUUGCUGCAAACUGCUCCCCCUCCCCCUCCAAUGGCAGAUUCUUUGGGCAGUCUGGACUCUGUGGGCCGUCUGGAGCUCUUUUUCAUCCCAUCCAUUACGAGGGAUUUGCCUUCAUAGCCAUUGACGGUAUUUUGUUGGCAUUUGAGACUCCAUGGUACCCGAUUUCCCUGGCCACUUUGAUUCUACAGUUCAUUUAAGUAGCUUCAGAGUGGGUCAUUGGCUUACCCAAUGGGAGAAGAGAAACCCCACUGGAGACACCUUUCUUCCUCCUCUUGCUGCUCUGCAGGAGCAGGCCUCAUGGGUAUGUCGGUGCGAGAAUCGUGUGGUGGAGCGCCUUGAGCAGGACUUUAAGAUGACUCUGCAGCAGCAGAACUCUCUGGAACAGUGGGCCGUGUGGCUGGAUGGCGUGGUCAGCCAGGUCCUGAAGCCCUACCAUGGCAGCCCCAGCUUCCCCAAAGCCGCCAAACUCUUCCUCCUCAAGUGGUCCUUCUACAGGUAAGUAGAAGGUGAGAAGCAGAGUGUUGGGCUUGGUUUUGGGCUCACACCCGGCUCAGCCAUAGACUUCCCCCCCUGCUGUUUAGCCAUGCCUGUGAAACAGGGUGGUUUACGUGCCUUGUGAUGCUGCCUGCAGAUGCAGAUUUAGGGCCCUGCAACUGAUUCUCCUGCACUGGGUGCCGAGCCGGGGGGGUGGGGUGCUCAGUGCGUUGCAACUAUGGCGUAGUGCACACACAGAAUGGAAGAUGGGGGGGGGGGGGGUUUGGCCUCACACAGGGCACUGCAAAGUCCUUCCCUGCUGCCUGCAUGGUAACUGCAGCAUUGGGUUCCUUCUUUCUCCAGCUCUAUGGUGAUUCGGGAUCUGACCCUGCGGAGCGCAGCCAGUUUUGGCUCCUUCCAUCUCAUCCGCCUCCUCUAUGAUGAGUACAUGUACUACCUGAUAGAGCACCGUGUGGCCCAGGCCAAGGGAGAGACUCCCAUUGCUGUCAUGGGAGAGGUAGGUUUUAUGGGCUUUGGACUUGAGGUUGGAAAAUCUUGCUUAAAGAGCUAGAAUCAUUCUGAUUGACAUGCCCUUGGCUGGGAUGUCAGAAUCAAGAAUCUUGACACCAGGGAGCUUUUGGACAUAUGAAGCUGCCUUAUAUUUAUUUGUCAAAUCAUUGAUCCAUCUUGGUCGAUAAUGCCUCUCUGGUUGUAAUUUUUAUGAAUCUCUAGUCUCCUCUUCCAACCCAAUCUUAAGAUUCUGCUAACUGGGCAGGUCAGGGAUUAAAUCUUGGACCUUUUGUAUGUGCUCUAGUUCUGAGCUACAGAAAUGUUGAAUCUGUGCCUCUGUUUGUAUGCAGAGCCCAACAUGUUUAGUUUAAGACUGUGGUCUUAAAAGUUCCGCACACUAGCAUGAGACACUUUCGCUUGCCCAGUGCUUACCAGUGAGUGUGGAGCCAUGCCUAAUCCAAGAAUUACCAUCCAUGUUCCGUUAGCUGGUAGAUGCUUGUGUGGAGGUCAAGAAAUCAGUGAAAUGCAAACAAGAAGUGCCCCACCACCACCUCCAAUUUUUAGGCCACAGAGAGUUCAUUGCCAUGUUCUGGAGAGGGGGGUGGGUCUCUGGACUGUUUCUCCCCCUAUCCCAGAUCUCUGCCUGAGAAAAAGAGCAGGGCCCACCAGCAUAGAAGGGCUGUGUGAGGUAGCAUUAGGCUACAGGCAGAGUAGUCUAUAAUGUGGGAAGAUCCUUAUGUAUGUUUUCUUUGUUUCUUUUUAAGUUUGCAAACCUGACGAGCUCCUUGAACCCCUUGGAUCCGGAUAAAGGUAUCGCCCAGCCCCUCGGGAGGCCAAACGCUUAGGCUUUGUCAGUGGUAGAUGUUAGAGACUUUGGGGCCAUUACUCUCCCUCCCACUUACAAUGUGUGAGGCGGUAGUGCUCUUCCCAUUUGUCUAGUAUGAAAGAGAAACUGAAGGAGGGAGGUUACCUGAGGCUGUUCACUGAAUUCAAGAACUAAGCCAGCAUUGGAGCCCAGAUUUUUCAGCUCUGAAUCAUGUCGGCUUUCUAAACCAUACAUCAUUAUUACUUUGGAUUUAUUAACCACCCUUCAUGGGCUCAGACCCAUUUAAAAAACAAGAUUAAAAAGUUUAAAACAAAUUACAUAGAGAGAGAAAUUACAUAGAGAUUACUGCAUUGUCCUUUGGUUUGCUUGUGGCUGCCCUCUUUUUCUGGAGAAUCUUACAGUACUGGACAGGUCUUUCUGCUCUCCUGGAUGCAAGACCAGAACACAGAAUGAAAUCAAGGGCUCAUUAGCUGGCUUCAAGCUCAGUGAAGCUAUGAAUUCAAAAUGACCUUGGUCCCAUUUCAUUCUCUUUACUUCAAAUUUUCCCCCACCUGUAAGAUGGUAGCAAUACCCUGUGUGUGGUUAGAAGUGAAGAAUUCGUAGAUAUGAAGCAGGGACAUGCAGCUCUUGACCUAUUUUUUUAAAAAAACGCCCUCUGUAAGUCCUCGGUUCAGACCUGGCAAGAACAUUCUUCUAGGUGAGGAAGAAGAGGCAAAAGGAGAAAAGUGGGUGGCAGAAGAUCCACUUUUGGUGCUGGCCUCAGCAGCAUGUGCUGGACAAAUUAGCCCUGAGGGAAGGUGAUCCUCAAACAAACAAAACGUGUAAGAGAGAGAGAGGGAGAAAGGAAGGAAGGAAGGAAGGAAGGAAGGAAGGAAGGAAGGAAGGAAGGGGAUGCUCAGUCGGGAAGGGACUGGUUGUGUUACAAACUGUCCCUGGAGCUGUGGAGGGUGUAUUUACAUCAUCACCUGUUCAUUUAAUGCCAGUUGCUAGCAAAAUACCAGCUGCUGGGAAUCACUGGUAGAGAGUGUGUUGCUGUGCUAAAGUCCCGUUUGCAGUCUUCCCACAGGCAGUACAAUACUCUCCCCUGUCCCCAAGUUCUCUGGCCUGAGGAAGAAGACUUGGGCAAAGGAAGGAGUCAGUGGUAGCAACAAACACUUUAAUAUAAGUAUUUAAGACCUUUUACAUUUGCUGGAUAAGACUGAAGGUCUAAUCCAGCAUUAUAUCUUGAAUGGAGCCUUCCAGGUGCCUCUCAGAAACUCUUAUAAAAGGCAAGUAGGUGAUGGGCCUUAACUGUUGGUAGGUGAUAUUUAUAUUAAUAUUUCACCUCUGAGCAUGGAGGCUUUAUUUAGAUGUCAUGGCUAAUAGGUGGAUUUUACUUAGGCUUCCAAGUUGAUAGCUGAUGACUGUCUAGUUCCCUGCUGUUCUUUGUCAGCUGGAUUUGAGGGGGUACCCAGGCUGUGGUUUGGAAAAGACAUCUCCGAGGAUUGAGGGGACAAAAUAGGCUGGUUCUUGCAUUAUAUCAGUCCUCAGGUUCUUUCAAUCAGGCUGCAAGUCUCAGGAUUGCUGUAACCAUCUCUCUUUCUAAAUCAGAUGAGGAAGAGGAAGAGGAAGACGAGAGUGAUGAAGAAAUGCCCCAAGAAUUAUCUCUCAGCUCCAACGAGUCCAGCAGCUUAACAGCAGAGUCUAUGGAGCCACCUUCGAAGCUGGCACGGACAGACUCCCGGGGCAUCUUUGUACAAGCACUGCCCUCCAGUUAAAAAGCAGCACAGGAGGGACUGACUGCCAAGUGGCCGGCAGGAGGCCAGGAUGCACCUUGCGCUGCGUUGCGCUGCCCUGCGAUAAAGAUGAGCUGUUCCCUAUCUCCAAGUGGUAUGCAACGCGCUUUCAUUUCACACCUCUCCGUCUCACCUGUAGCCCAGUGUAGCCCAAGCAAGCCCCCAGUUAGGAGCACUCACCCCAACAGCCUUCCCAGCCCCUAGCAGCACUGAAGGGGCUGGUUUCUGCCUCAUUCCAGCUGCUGCUCUGAUAACCUGGGUUCCCUGGAAGUUGGCUUAGCCCUUCUGCCCCAUGCCCCUCAUCCAUGGCUGCUUUCCACUGUCAGUUGGAGGGGGUGCUUGCCCAGGCACAAGUCCCAGCCCCCAUGGUCUCCGCUCCCAGAGCAGUGAGUGCUAUUCAGUUAUUAAACUGGGGUAGGUUCACCUGGGGUCUAGCCAUUACUGUCUCUUGGCAAGGACUAGGCUAUGCACAGUAUCUAGUAACCCUACGUUUCUUUAUAUGGGUAGCCAGAUGAGUCACAGAGAUGGCUGCCUGGGAAGUGGCACUCCAGCUGCUUCCUCAGAUCAGGCUGAAUGUCACUAGAUGAUGGGGAACUUUUCCUGUGUCUGCCUGGGAGUUUCUGUUGUUCCUGGGCAUCUGCCUUAGUUUUGUACUUCUGGAGGCUGUUGGGCUCAUGGUUUGAGCAUCAAGGAACUUGAGGAGUGGUCAGUGCUUGGGUUUAGAACUCCCAGCAACAAGAAUUGUGCCUGUUUUGGGGUGAGGUGCUGUGCUGUAUUCAUCCCAUAGCUUCAACAUGGAUCCUGGGUUACUCUUUCCUGUGUUCUAUGACAGUGGCUAAAUGCAACAAUGGGUUUUCUCAAGUGUGGUGUGUGCUACUGGACUUAGGACUGCCUCAAGCUAAUGGAUGUGUGAGAUGAUACUUUGAAGAGGGCAGCAUGUACCUGUACUGUCACAAUGGUAUCCAAGCUCCCAUUUGCCACGGACAUGUGCCUAAUGACCACAUGCAUGUGUGGGCAUGCACCACAUGCUGUACUGUCUUUGUAGCCCAGUCAGACCUUAACUGCCUGCAGACUCCUUGCAGCAGGAAGGGUCUCAUUAGAAGAUGAGCCGCAACGCUGCAGUAUUACGGUCUACAGUGGGUGGCCCUGGCUCUAUGCCUGACAAUUUCUGGUUUUUAAUACAACUAAUUCUCAUUCUCCAGCUGCUUAGAAGUUGUCCAGGGCUUAUUGCUCUGAACAACUCCUUCCAUCCAACCAACCAACCCAUUGCUUAGCUUGAUUUCCGCCCUGCCCCCCUUUUUCAUUCUCAGUAAGCAUGUCUGAAUUUACAGAUAUUUCUUUCCUAACAUGCAAUUGAACUCUCACUGCAAAACUCUUUGGAUUCUACCCCUUUUGUACUCCUGCUGCUACAUUUGGGUGCAGAGAAGGCAUGAAGCAGCUGUGUUCUCAGAUGCUUUACUGUUCCUGAUUAGCUUUAUUGUAUGCAGUUUUAAGCUGAUUGGUGCUGCUGCUGGUGACUGGCCAGAAAUUUUUCUCUGGGCAGAUUUGAUUAUCCGUUGUGACAAGUCAGGAAGCCCUACCUGUUGUUAACCCAAAGUCAGGCUAAGUGAUCUCUUUAAAUCAGGGAUGGGGAAUGUGGCCUUUGAGAUGUUGGACUCUGAACCCCCAUCAUCUCUGACCUCUGGCUAUGCUAUCUGGGACUGAUGGAAGUUCAGCAGCAUCUGGAGAGCCAAAGGUUCCCCCAUCCCUGCUUUAGUGUCUUGAGUAGGAAUGGGAUGCAAUACUAGUAGGAUCUUUGAGUCAGUGUCCUUUGCACUGGACUCUUGGUACAGCUGUGACAAAAUGUUGUCGCAUUUCAGCCACGCCAGAUAAUUAGCUGCACUAAUUAUAAAACUUUCCAGUGUUGGGCUUCUCGGCAUGCAAAAUGGUGGCAUAAGCAGUACCGCCUUCUGCCAGACAUGGCUAACUCACCUGUCUGUGUUAAGCGUCUGACCAUUAUGCAAGGCUAGCUUUUCAAUGCAAUCAACAGGGGCAGACAAAUACUUAGCUUUUGCAGGUGUGGAGGGCGGGGUGGGGAAGACCUUCCAUUAACCAAGUAACAGGGUCUGGAUACAUUGAUUCCACUUAUGGUUUUAUUACGGCUGUCACAAUGCAUAGGAUAGGGUUAGUCAGUCCUCUUGUGAGUGCUUGGAGGCCAAAGCCUGCUUGAUACACUGCAGUCAGGUGGGAUUCAGUGUAGGAGCUACUAUAACCAAUGGAACUGUGGUACAGAGUAUGCUUUUAUCUAAGCCUAUAUCCACGCUAACAGCCCACCAUCAGCCACAUUGCAGCAUUAUUAGGGUACAAAAUUUGGAUGGUAAUCAUGUGGAUGCAACCUACUUGAUUACACUGGUCCUGUGAUAGGAAAGGUCAAAGGGAAAGCAAACUGAAGUACUUGGGUGGGUAGAGAUCACUGCAGAACUAUCUCCAAUUGUAAAUGCUAGCUUCUUCCUCCCCUUACAAGCAGUAGUUUGAAGAGUGCCUAGGCUCAGAGCUUACAACAGUGGGUUUGUCCUUACCCAUUACAGCUGCUUGUAACAAGGCAUGAAGACUGUGUCCAGGAAAGGUGUAGCUGCUGUUCGUUAUCUUUGUGUGUUGACCUACCCGGGUCUGGAAGGUGGGAUUCAACAAACAUUUUGCUCAUUGCUGGCUUUCAGCAUAGACUUGUUCAGGCACUAGCAUCGCCCACUCCAGGAAUCCAAAUCAUAGUGGUUGAUGCUGCACUCCUGUUUCCUCUAAAACACCUCUACCUAGGGUAGCAAAAGGAAAGAUCUGUGGGCCUUUAAGUUAGGGAUGUGCACCAAAGCAAGUGGUCGAGGAGGAAACUCUCAGGACCAUCCUUGUAGUCCCUCAGCUCCUUGAAACCUUUCUCCUUACCAAUAGAUACUUCAUGUAAAUCUUUUAACCCUCGUCGUCAUAUAAAGGUGCUCAUAAAGGGUGGCAUAGGAAUUUAAUUAAUUAAUAAUAAUAGUUGGUAGUCCAGUAAGACUGAGAUUUGAGGCUUUCAGGCAGUGGUGGCGCUUUAUGCUCCGGCACCGGGGAGGUGGGGGUGGAGACCAGGCGGGGGCGGGGCUGGCGCACAUCCCGGGAGCAUGGCGCCCAGCGCAGGGUGGGGGCAGAGUCACGAUGGCACCCCACUGAGAUUGCGCUGCCAGGGGUGGUGCGCUCCCCCCACACUCCUCUUCCUCCGCCAGUGCUUUCCGGUUCUUCUCUUUUCUGGUUUGUCCAAAUUCUCCAUGUAAAAUAAAUUGACUAACUGAAGCUACCUGCCUCACAGCAGAAACCAGAGAAUCCCAUUGUUCUAGCCACUACCAUUGUAUCCCCAACCUCAGCCAAAUAGGCUGGUGGCUGCUCUUAGCUGCACCCAACUAUAUUAAGCUGCUGUAAUUACCUAGAGCACAGCACCUCCGUAUCACCCCCAUCAUGUAAAUGUGCCAGCUUGCUUAGCGGCACAUGGGUUUUACAAGUACCGGGAUUAUAGGCAGGCUUUCUGGUCCUUCUAGCGAGAUAUCCCCUCUGCAGUUGUUGCAGCAGAGCAAGUGCAUAGUGUGCUAAAUAGGAACUUACCCCCCCUCUGUAGUCCCAAUUAAAGUGCAAUCAGUCAGUCUAGUCUAAAGAAGGGCUACUUAAGAGAGUUGCCCAGCUUGUGGGCCAGCAAAUUUCUCCUUGAAGUGACUGACUAGAGGAAAAACACAGGUGCCAAAACUUUUGCUUUGCUCCUGUAGCAGAAUGCUACCUUGAAGGGAGAUAUUUGCACAAAGCACCUCUUCAUUAUUUUGAACUACAGCAAGUAGGAUGCAGGUGAUAGAGGCAUAUUUCUUUCCUUACCAGAGGCUUCAUAGCCAUUUCCCACUUUGCAGAAAUAAGCACUUGCCCUGUCAGAGAAGCACCUUAUUUAUCAUACCUGCCUCUUCUGCUGCUUUUACUAACAAUUCACAGCAAAGCAGUGUGUUCAAAUGUUUCUGGUUAUGCAUGCUGAUUAACUUCACUGUCAGGCAUGUGAACAUACCCACACACCUGACAAAGCAAGAUACGCCCAUCAGAGAUGAAAGGUUCGUACUCCCAUCAGGCAUAUAAACCAGUGAUCUGAAAGGGACAGGCUGUAAAUCAAGGUUCCAAGUAAUGAGACUCAUCUGUUCCAGCAUUCCCCUAGUUCUUGCUCUCUGAAAUGUAUGCAGAUUGGCUUUAGCUUUAGAAAAGUCCUAACUUUGAUAUGGAAAAUGGAUCAUGUUGUUUGCAAAAACCUUGCUUCUGUAAGCUAGCUAUUCCCCUCUUUGAACUGUGCAGAAUGCUGGAUCUACCAAUCACGCAGGACUCAACAACAUGAAUGAGCUUACCUUUUUAUUCAGUUGCUGCCUUACACAAAGCCAACACCCAUUCCCUCUGAACCAAGAUUCUCUCUGUCCACCAAGAUUAGCUGCAGAGCAGCUAAGGAGAGUUAUCAAUCAGCAGGUUCAACUCAGUCUGGAUGCUCCAGACUGCAGAAAUACUUGCUAGAUGAGAACACCGCAUUCACUUUUUAAAAGAAACCAGUCCUCUGUUCCCUCUGUGCUAGUAACUAAGCAAACAGGUUUGGUUACUUCCUACUCUAAAGAAAGUAAUCACUCUUCUGGUUUGUAACUGAAUAUUAGAUAUUCUAGUUUUAAACAGAAAAAAAAUAUCUGUGCUUUUAUAUGUAAUUACUAAUUCUUGUUCUAAAAACCACCUAAAUAUUGUGAGAUUGGUGAAGAUAAAUUACUUGAUAUUUUUGGGUUUUUCAACCAUCAUGGCCUUAUUUGUUCAAUUUUCCAGUGUUUUAAACCUGUGAUAUAGAUGUUUAUUGCAAAUCUACAUAUUGUAUAAAAUAUAUAUUUUGUGUCAAUCUUUUGUGCAGCAGCAGCUUUAGCUGCACUAUAGACUUCAAGUGGAGUUUGAAGAGCUUUGUAGGUGUCCUGGGUCCAUGAGAUGGGCAGUGCCUGUGGUCAGAUGAUGUACGUGUGUGUAGUCUGGAGUGAAAAAGCUGUUUUCUACCUUUUGUAGUUCUUUCUUAAGAAAUAAAUUCAGCCGUGUUCUUUGCCUAGGAUGCUGCUUGCUUACUCUUACCAAAAUAAAAUUUUACCUUCACUUUUA